GGUCGACGCAGCUCCGCUUACGGAACUUUACUGGUGUGACACACGGCGGAAGUAAACAAGAAGCGUGGCUCUUUUGAAGAAGCUGAGAUAUCUGGGGACAAUCCAGUUUCCACAGCGCAAUCUUCUUUAAAAUCUGGAACGAACCAACGAUGUCUGUAGCUGAAUCUCUCCGAGAGUUUGUGACCGAGCGGCUCGCUGCUGCUACUGAAGACAUUUUGGGAGUUUUUAACAGAACUGUGGUCCAGUACGAGGAAGAGCUGGACCGUCAACGCAGACUGCUGGAUUUGGUUUGGAAACCUCGCAUUCACUUACACAGAAUCGGUAAGAAAAGACAAGUUUAGAUUGAAUAAUGAAGCAGAAGCUCGGUUUAAAUCAGGGCUGCCUCUCCUCUCGGUUUCCAUGUAUAAAUACUGUGAAUAAAGACGGAGGAACAACCCUGUCUUAGUUCAUCAAUAACUGUACUACCCCGACCCAUUUUGUUUCCCGCGAGCUGUAAUAAUGAUCCGGUAUCAAAACUCAUCAUGUGUACAGAAAUCAGGGGAAAGAAGGGGAAACCUAAGAAUGGCAGACGUGUGUGUUGUUAGGAAAAAAGGUUGUUUACUAUCACCUUACGGGGUACUUUUAAUUUCCCAAGCACGGUAAAGAAGGUAGGAAGGGGUGUUAAGUCUCUGACUUCAAUUCCUUAACUACAUCUCACCUUUUACCUGCGUGGUCGUUGAUGGGAAGAAGAGAAGACGGGGUUCAGAAGAGUUCUCAGUUGAAGCUCUAUUUAUUGAUUGUAAUGAGUCAAGAAUGAACAACAGAGUCUCAGGGUUCAGAAUUAGCUCGCUGUAGCAAACAGGCAUCUUAGAGGUCUGAGCGCUUCAGAACCUCGACUAAGGUUCCCUUGAACCCUUUAUACACGCCUAUCUGGACAAAGAGUUUGCUGAUCUGGGUGUUGUCUUUGUGAGUAGGCUGGUUCCUUAUUCUUCUUCAACUGUCACACUACUGGGUCUGUAUGUCCUCUCUGCCUUCUGGCAUUAGAUUUGUGAUCUCAGACAAAAGUAGAUGCCCAGUGCACAGCACCAUCAGUCCUUUUCACUUUGUGCAGAGGAAGACAGGUUAAGCAGAUUCACCUCACAAAUGAGGACUGAAUCGCUUCUUUUUAUGAAAUCCUCAGUUUCACACAGCUCACACAAAAGGGCUUCAUCAGCUUUCCUGACCAGUCCACGACACUGAUGUUUUAAACAAGACCACAGACACACUGAGUGAAGUUGGUUCUUUCUCUUUUUGCUCUAUCUUACUACUUUUUUCUGCAUAGUAUUAAAACUUAUUUUACAUUGUGUUCUUGUGUCAUUUAUCAUGCUAGAGUCUAUCAGUAAGUAUUGUACCUUAUCCUGCAGAUCUUCCACAACAACAUGACUGUGAGGAGGACGAGGUUGUCUCAGACCUGCAGCCCUGGAACCAGGAGAGGAACUCCAGUCCGGACCAAGAGGACCCAGAGCCUCUACAGAUUAAAGAGGAAGAGGAGGAAUUCUGCACCAGUCAGGACAGAGAGCAGCUUGAACCAAAACAGGAGACUGAACACUUGAUGUUAACUCUAACCUGUCAGGAAAGUGAGAACACUGAAGCAGAAGUAAGGAAGGAAGGCCAGUUCCUUUCUCACAACUCUUGUAAGGCUGCAAACCAAGAUCCAGAGAAAGACAAGCUCACAGAGUCAGAAUCAACUUCAAAAUCAGAACAACACCCCCCAAAAAAAGUUCACAAAAGAAGUCAGAAGACAAAACAGCCUAAGGUUCACUCUGAUCCUCAACAAGGUGAAAAGACUUUUAAAUGUGACACAAAUAGGGAAACAUUUACCAGCAAUUCAAAUUCACAGACAUAUCAAAGUGUUUUCACUGGUAAGAAGAAGCAUAUUUGUGAGAGGUGUGGGAAAAUAUUCAGAGACAAAUGUUCGCUUAAAAAACAUGCAAGAUCACACACAGGUGUGAGACCGUACUCCUGUAAUACAUGUGGGAAGAGCUUCACUUCUAAUUCAGAUUUAAAGAAGCAUAUGCAAAUUCACUCAGAAGAAAAGCUGUUCACCUGUGAAACAUGCAGUAAAUCUUUUAACAGAAAAGAUAACCUGAAACUGCACAUGAGAACACACACAGGUGAGAGACCGUACACCUGUAAUACAUGUGGGAAAAGCUUCGGUCGGAGUUCAACUUUAAAAAUACACAUGCUAAUUCACUCAGCAGAAGAGAUGUUCACUUGCAAAACAUGCAGCAAAAAUUUUAAGUGUUCAUAUAGAAUGAGAAUGCACAUGAGAACACACACAGGUGAGAAACCAUACACUUGUUGCACUUGUGGGAAGAGCUUCAAUUUUAAUUCAGAUUUAAAAAAGCAUAUGCAAAUUCACUCAGGAGAAAAGCUGUUCACCUGUGAAACAUGCAGCAAAUCGUUUUACCGGAAAUUUCAACUACAACGGCACAUGAGAACACACACAGGUGAGAGACCGUACACCUGUAACACAUGUGGGAAGAGCUUCACUUCUAAAGCAGAUUUAAAUAAGCAUAUGCGAAUUCACUCAGGGGAAAAGCUUUUCACCUGCAAGACAUGCAGCAAAUCUUAUAUCCGUGCAGAUAUACUGAGAACGCACAUGAGAACACACACAGGUGAGAGACCGUACACCUGUGGCACUUGUGGGAAAAGCUUCUCUACCAAUUCACAUUUAAAAAAGCACAUCCUUCUUCACUCAAAAGAAAUCCUGUUCACCUGCAAAAGGUGCUGCAAAUCUUUUCACAGGAAGGAUCAACUACAACAGCACAUGAAAACACACACAGGUGAGAGACCGUACUCCUGUAACACAUGUGGGAAGAGGUUCGGUCGGAAUUCAAAUUUAAAAAAGCACAUGCUUAUUCACUCAAGAUAAAAGCUUUUCACCUGUGAAACUUGCAACCAAUCUUUUUACUGGAAAGGUCAAUUAAGACUGCACAUGAGAAUACACACAGGUGAGAGACUGUACAGCUGUAGUACAUGUGGGGAAAAGUUUUGUUGAAAAACACACUUGGAUCGUCGCACCCAAAACCAUAUAGGUAUAAAGCCUGUUGUGCUUAAUGGAAACCAUUCGGCAGGAAGAUUUCUUUAGAUGGUCACAUAAGAACCCACGCAGGUAAAAUGUGGCAGAUCUGUCAGAUACAGCAGGAAAUUCCAUCAAAAAGUGCAACAGAAGCUGGUGACUGAAAUUAGAAGCAAAUGUCAUGGUGUGAAGUCAGAAUACCGUUGGAGUUCAUGUGAACUGGAUUCUCUGUUCUGUGCAAGUUCAACGUUACACAAGAUAUGUUAGAGGGAUGAGGUCUCGGCUCAUAAAAUACCAUCUGUGUGUUCAGUUAUUCUGGCAGUUAAGAUGUAUUUCCCUGUGGCUUUACCUGACUGAAAUACUUGUUCUUUUGAGUCCUUAUGAGCUACUUUGGUUGGUUGUUUUUUCCAGAAUAUUUUUAUAUGUUUAUUUUUUUGAUAACUUCUUUAUAUGAUGAUCUACAACAAAUUUGAUUUAGAUGACUGUAGCUGUGAUACCGAUAAGGGUUGAUCAUGAAAAUAUGGCGACCAAUAAACUUGGACUGUCAAAACAAAAUUCAUAGUAAUGCAUUUGUAUCCUGGUUUCAGAGAAGUGAACCAAAAGAGGACAGAGCUUAAACCAAAAUUGGAUGGUCCUGAUCUUCAGGCCCUCAGACUGCACUGCAUUAAAACAGACUGGACUCUGGAGUGGAAUUCACUGCAUGGGUUCAAAAUCACUUCAAAAACCAUUGACUGUGAAUACAGUUCCUUAAUGUAUCCAUGGAUGGGGUUCAAACUGAACCAUGCAAAGACAAAACCAGAUAGAAACAGGAUCCAGGAACACCAGAGACUUCUCUUGACCUGAGCCCAUUUAAGGUGGACCGAGAGGAAGAGGAAAACUGUCAAGAUCUGGAAUUCUUUUUGCAUAUCAUGGAGCAUUAGUUCAAAAGUGUAGAAGGACUACCUGACUUGCUCUCAGUUCACAGUUCACAGUCCCUGGGUUCCCCGGGAUCUCUGGAUCCCUCUUUGAGUUUCUAUGAAGACUGUUGUUGUCAGACUCUCCUUCUUGCAAGAAUUUAUUUACAAAGAAAGACAAGUACUUGAUUUUGAGUGACUUUUUCUUUGAAGAAACAGAAAAUUUCUAAAACAACCCAAUAAACACCUCUUUUAAACAAGAAUGACUUAUGACAAGGACUGAGGCACAAGCAAUGUUACAUGAGAAGUCUACUUUGUCAUAAACUAAGAAGGUCACAUUAUGAAGACACCAAACAGGCAGGAAAGAUGCUUGCUUUCCAAUAAAAAACGAACAAAGACACUCAAUUUUUCUUGAUGACAUGGUAAUGGUAUGAUUACGAGAGAUCAGGGGGCUAUUAAUGACACUUUUAGAAAUUAUUUUUCAUCUUUGUAUUAAUGGGAAUAUCAGGCCAAACAUCAAGAUUAAAAUUAUUUCUUCAAUAAUUCAAUUUUGCCAAAGUUGAGGAAAGAAAAUUAAGGAAACUUAAGUUUACUUAAUAAUAAUUAUACAUUUUUGCAAAAAAUGUUAACAAAAUGGCUGGAUGAAACUGUUCCGAAUUUCAUUCAUGUGGAUCAAGUUGACUCUUUGUGAGCAGCUUCUAUCUGAUAAUAAUUCUAUUCUGAAAAUAGUUCUGAUUCUGAUUGACAUGCAAAGUCUCUUGCAGACCAUGCAGCUCUCUUCAGCAUUUAGUAGGAGCAAUACCAUUGGACACUUAGGAAGCUUGUGAUCGAACUGAAUGGUCGUACCUAUUUGAGAUGCCCUCCAGAUAUGGUUUUGGUCCAAAAGCUUACAGUGGAUCAGAGCAUUUUAUCAGGAACCUGUUUCAGCUCCUUCCAAUGAUGGCGUUCUACUAGAGAAGACUAUCCUCGAUCCCCUUUACUCUUUAUUAUAGCUGUUGGCAUGUGCUAUCUGACAAGACAAAGAAAAUACAGGCAUGGCUUUACUUUUCAUCCAAUUUAUUUUCUUAACUAAAAGGCUGCUAAAUGACUAAAUAAUUUCUGAAAGUCUUAGUAUAGAGUUGGAGGGUUUGGCCAAAGUCAAUAAAAUGUCAUCCAGAUACAUAUUCAAUUUGAAAUCAUAACCCCCCAAAAAAUUGCAGGCAAGAAAAAAAAAACAUAUUUACUAUUGUGAAUUCGUAUUUACUUAAAUGUCAAACCUCUAUUAAUUACCAUAAAGGGAUACCUUAAAAGAUGAUCUGCUCUGCCUCUGUCCUUACAGGGUAGGGCAGAAGUGCUCAAGAUGGAUGUCCUCCCAUGAUUGAAUUAUUUAGUGUCCUCUAUUCCUUUGUUUAUUCAGAAAUCUUGGUUUGACAAUUUCAACGGAAAGUUCCCCUCUUUAUGGAACAACAAGAUGUUUAGAACUUUUUUGAGAGAUUAACCCUCCCAAGAGACUUUGAACCUGAUUUUUUAUUUGUGUUGUCUUGCAUUUAAUGCCAGGCUUUCAUUUCUUUAAAUUUCCCAAAUAUUUUGAUUAUAAUUAUGACACUGACAAAACAUAUUCAGACUUUUAUUAGCAAACAAAGGAGCAGUCUCAAGUUUAUAUAAGUUGCUGUGUUAUGCCUCCCCAAACCAGAACUCAAAGACAGAGUCACAAUGGGAACUUGAUUCAGGGGUCAAAUGUACUUCUGAAGAGUCGAGAAAACAUUAAGCGUGGCAUAAAAACAACCUCAAAAUCUGUCUGAAGUAGAGUAAUACAGCUGAAAAUUCUUCAUAGAGCAUUAUAGGGAUAAAACCUGAUCUAUGCAUGUGUAGGGCAAUUUGGACCAUUUGAAUGAAUUGAAUACUUACUUAAGUAUGAGCAUGCACUGAUCUCUCCUACUUGUGGUGUUGUUGUUAAUAUAUAACUGCUGUCUGAUUGUGUUUAUUGUUGUAAUACAAAAGUAUUAAAACUUUGAAUUUAAAAAGAAGGAAAAAAAGAAGAACAAAGAAACCGUGGAGGGCCGCACAGUAUGCGAUAUCAAAUGAAAGGAGACAAAGAGGAGGGCGGAACAUUUGCUCGCCGCAGCUCCGCCUACGGAACUUUAUUGGUGUGAUACACGGCGGAAGUAAACGAGAAGCGUGGCUCUUUUGAAGAAGCUGAGAUAUAUUUGAGGACAAUCCAGUUUCCACAGCGCAACCUUCUUAAUAAUCUGCAACGAACCAACGAUGUCUGUAGCAGAAUCUCUCCGAGAGUUUGUGAACGAGCGGCUUGCUGCUGCUACUGAAGACAUUUUGGAAGUUUUUAACAGAACUGUGGUCCAGUACGAGGAAGAGCUGGACCGUCAACGCAGACUGCUGGAUUUGGUUUGGAAACCUCGCAUUCACUUACACAGAAUCGGUAAGAAAAGACAAGUUUAGACUGAAUAAUAAAACAGAAGCUCGGUUUAAAUCAGUGCUGCCUCUCCCUCGGUUUCCAUGUAUAAAUACUGUGAAUAAAGACGGAGGAACAACCCUGUCUUAGUUCAACAAUAACUGUGCUACCCCGACCCAUUUUGUAUCCCGCGAGCUGUAAUCAUGAUCCGGUAUCAAAACUCAUCAUGUGUACAGAAAUCAGGGGAAACCUAACAAUGGCAGACGUGUGUUUGAAAAAAAAUGUGGUUUAUUAUUACUUUACGGGGUACUUUUAAUUUUCCAAGCACAGUAAAGACGGUAGGAAGGGGUGUCUGACUUCAAUUCCUUAACUACAUCUCACCUUUUACUUGCGUGGUCGUUGAUGGGAAGAAGAGAAGACGGGGUUCGGAAGAGUUCUCAAUUGAAGCUCUAUUUAUUGAUUGUAAUGAGUCAAGAAUGAACAACAGAAUCUCAGGGUUCAGAAUUAGCUCGCUGUAGCAAACAGUCAUCUUAGAGGUCUGAGCGCUUCAGAACCUCGACUAAGGUUCCCUUGAACCCUUUAUACACGCCUAUCUGAACAAAGAGUUUGCUGAUCUGGGUGUUGUCUUUGCGAAUAGGCUGGUUCCUUAUUCUUCUUUAACUGUCACACUACUGGGUCUGUAUGUCCUCUCUGCCUUCUGGCUUUAGUUUUAUGAUCUCAGACAAAAGUAGAUGCCCAGUGCACAGCACCAUCAGUCCUUUUCACUUUGUGCAGAGGAAGACAGGUUAAGCAGAUUCACCUCACAAAUGAGGACUGAAUCGCUUCUUUUUAUGAAAUCCUCAGUUUCACACAGCUCACACAAAAGGGCUUCAUCAGCUUUCCUGACCAGUCCACGACACUGAUGUUUUAAACAAGACCACAGACACACUGAGUGAAGUUGGUUCUUUCUCUUUUUGCUCUAUCUUACUACUUUUUUUCUGCAUAGUAUUAAAACUUAUUUUACAUUGUGUUUUUAUGUCAUUUAUCAUGUUAGAGUCUAUCAGUAAGUAUUGUACCUUGUCCUGCAGAUCUUCCACAACAACAUGACUGUGAGGAGGACGAGGUUGUCUCAGACCUGCAGCCCUGUAACCAGGAGAGGAACUCCAGUCCGGACCAAGAAGACCCAGAGCCUCUACAGAUUAAAGAUGAAGAGGAGGAAUUCUGCACCGGUCAGGACAGAGAGCAGCUUGAACCAAAACAGGAGACUGAACACUUGAUGUUAACUCUAACCUGUCAGGAAAGUGAGAACACUGAAGCAGAAGUAAGGAAGGACGACCAGUUCCAUUCUCAAAACUCUCAUGAGGCUGCAAACCAAGAUCCAGAGAAAGACAAGCACACAGAGUCAGAAUCAACUUCAAAAUCAGAACAACAACCCCCAAAAAAAGUUCAGAAAAGAAGUCAGAAGACAAAACAGCCGAAGGUUCACUCUGAUCCUCAACAAGGUGAAAAGACUUUUAAAUGUGACACAAAUAGGGAAACAUUUACCAGCAAUUCAAAUUCACAGGCACAUGUUAGUGUUUUCACUGGUAAGAAGAAGCAUACUUGUGAGAGGUGUGGGAAAAUAUUCAGAGACAAACGUUUGCUUAAAAAACAUGCAAGAUCACACACAGGUGUGAGACCGUACUCAUGUGGCAGUUGUGGAAAGAGCUUCAUUUUUAAUUCAGAUUUAAAAAAGCAUAUGCAAAUUCACUCAGAAGAAAAGCUGUUCACCUGUGAAACAUGCAGUAAAUCUUUUAACAGAAAAGAAUACCUUAAACUGCACAUUAGAACACACACAGGUGAGAGACCAUACACCUGUAACACAUGUGGGAAGAGCUUCACUUCUAAACAAGAUUUAAAUAAGCAUAUGCGAAUUCACUCAGGAGAAAAGCAUUUCACCUGCAAGACAUGCAGCAAAUCUUAUAUCCGUGCAGAUAUACUGAGAAUGCACAUGAGAACACACACAGGUGAGAGACCGUACACCUGUGGCACUUGUGGGAAAAGCUUCUCUACCAGUUCAUAUUUAAAAAAGCACAUCCUUCUUCACUCAAAAGAAAACCUGUUUACCUGCAAAAGGUGCUGCAAUUCUUUUAACAGGAAGGAUCAACUACAACAGCACAUGAAAACACACACAGGCGAGAGACCGUACUCCUGUAACACAUGUGGGAAGAGGUUCGGUCGGAAUUCAAAUUUAAAAAAGCACAUGCUUAUUCACUCAAGAUAAAAGCUUUUCACCUGUGAAACUUGCAACCAAUCUUUUUACUGGAGAGGUCAAUUAAGACUGCACAUGAGAAUACACACAGGUGAGAGACUGUAAAGCUGUAGUACAUGUGGGGAAAAGUUUUGUUGAAAAACACACUUAGAUCGUCACACCCAAAACCAUAUAGGUAUAAAGCCUGUUGUGCUUAAUGGAAACCAUUCGGCAGGAAGAUUUCUUUAGAUGGUCACAUAAGAACCCACGCAGGUAAAAUGUGGCAGGUCUGUCGGAUGCAGCAGGAAAUUCCAUCAAAAAGUGCAACAGAAGCUGGUGACUGACAUUAGAAGCAAAUGUCAUGGUGUGAAGUCAGAAUAUCGUUUGAGUUCAUGUGAACUGGAUUCUCUAUUCUGUGCAAGGUCAACGUUACACAAGACAUGUUAGAGGGAUGAGGUCUCGGCUCAUAAAAUACCAUCUGUGUGUUCAGUUAUUCUGGCAGUUAAAAUACAUUUCACUGUGGCUUUACCUGACUGAAAUACUUGUUCUUUUGAGUCCUUAUGAGCUACUUUGGUUGGUUGUUUUUUCCAGAAUAUUUUUAUACGUUUAUUUUUUUAAUAACUUCUUUAUAUGAUGAUCUACAACAAAUUUGAUUUAGAUGACUGUAGCUGUGAUACCGAUUAAGGUUGAUCAUGAAAAUAUGGCGACCAAUAAACUUGGACUGUGAAAACAAAAUUCAUAGUAAUGCAUUUGUAUCCUGGUUUAAUAGAAGUGAACCAAGAGAGGACAGAGCUUAAAACCAAAAUUGGAUGGUCCUGAUCUUCAGGCCCUCAGACUGCACUGCAUUAAAACAGACUGGACUCUGGAGUGGAAUUCACUGCAUGGGUUCAAAAUCACUUCAAAAACCAUUGGCUGUAAAUACAGUUCCUUACUGUAUCCAUGGAUGAGGUUGAAACUGAACCAUGCAAAGAGAAAACCAGAUAGAAACAGGACCCAGGAACACCAGAGACUUCUCCUGACUACCUGACUUGCUCUCAGUUCACAGUCCCUGGGUUCCCUGGGAUCUCUGGAUCUCUCUUUGAGUUUCUAUGAAGACUGUUGUUGUCAGACUCUCCUUCUUGCAAGAAUUUAUUCACAAAGAAAGACAAGUACUUGGCUUUGAGUGACUUUUUCUGUGAAGAAACAGAAAAUUUCUAAAACAACCCAAUAAACACCUCUUUUAAACAAGAAUGACUUAUGACAAGGACUGAGGCACAAAAACACCAAAAAGGCAAUAGUUCUGAUUCUGAUUGAUAUGCAAAGUCUCUUGCAGACCAUGCAGCUCUCUUCAGCAUUUAGUAGGAGCAAUACCAUUGGACACAGAGAAAGCUUGUGAUCGAAAUGAAUGGUCGUACCUGUUUGAGAAGCUCUCCAAAUAUGGUUUUGGUCCAGAAGCCUACAGUGGAUCAGAGCACUUUAUCAGGAACCUGUUUCAGCUCCUUCCAAUGAUGGCGUUCUACUAGAGAAGACUGUCCUUGAUCCCCUUUACUCUUUAUUUCAGCCUUAGAACUGUUGGCAUGUGCUAUCUGACAAGACAAAGAAAAUACAGACAUGGCUUUACUUUUCAUCCAAUUUUUUUUGUUAACUAAAAGGCUGCUAAAUGACUAAAUAAUUUCUGAAACUCUUAGUAUAGAGUUGUAGGGUUUGGCCAAAGUCAAUAAAAUGUCAUCCAGAUACAUAUUCAAUUUGAAAUCACAACCCCCCCCAAAAAAAAAUUCCAGGCAAAAUAAAAAUUCUUAUUUACUAUUGUGAUUUCUUAUUUACUUAAAUGUCAAACCUCUAUUAAUUACCAUAAAGGGAUACCUCAAAGGUUAUCUGCUCUGCCUCUGUCCUUACAGGGUAGGGCAGAAGUGCUCAAGAUGGAUGUCCUCCCAAGACUGAAUUUCUUAGUGUCCUCUAUUCCUUUGUUUAUUCAGAAAUCUUGGUUUGACAAUUUCAACGGAAUGUUCCCCUCUUUAUGGAACAACAAGAUGUUUAGAACUUUUUUGAGAGAUUCACCCUCCCAAGAGACUUUGAACCUGAUGUUUAUUUGUGUUGUCUUGCAUUUAAUGCCAGGCUUUCAUUUCUUAAGAUUUCCCAAAGAAUAUUUUGAUUAUAAUUAUGACACUGACAAAAAAUAUUCAGACUUUUAUCAUCAAACAGAGGAGCAGUCUCAAGUUUAUAUAAGUUGCUGUGUCAUGCCUCCCCAAACCAGAACUCAAAGACAGAGUCACAAUGGGAACUUGAUUCAGGGGUCAAAUGUACUUCUGAAGAGUGUGGAAAACAUUAGGCAUGACAUAAAAACAACCUCAAAAUCUGUCUGAAGUAGAGUAAUACAGCUGAAAAUUCUUCAUAGAGCGUUAUAGGGAUAAAACCUGAUCUAUGCAUGUGUAGGGCAAUUUGGACCGUUUGAAUGGAUUGAAUAUUUACUUAAGUAUGAGCAUGCACUGAUCUCUCCUACUUGUGGUGUUGUUGUUAAUAUAUAACUGCUGUCUGGUUGUGUUUAUUGUUGAAAUACAAAAUUAUUAAAACUUUGAAUUUAAAAAGAAGGAAAAAAAGAAGAAGAAAGAAACCGUAGAGGGCCGCACAGUAUGCGAUACCGACUGUAGGAGACAAAGAGGAGGGCGGAACAUUCGGUCGCCGCAGCUCCGUCUACGGAACUUUAUUGGUGUAACACAUGAAGGAAGUAAACGAGAAGAGGGCUCUUUUAAAGAAGCUGAGAUAUCUGAGGACAAUCCAGUUUUUACAGCGCAACCUUCUUAACAAUCUGCAACAAACCAACGAUGUCUGGAGCUGAAUCUCUCCGAGAGUUUGUGACCGAGCGGCUCGCUGCUGCUACUGAAGACAUUUUGGGAGUUUUUAACCGAACUGUGGUCCAGUACGAGGAAGAGCUGGACCGUCAACGCAGACUGCUGGAUUUGGUUUGGAAACCUCGCAUUCACUUACACAGAAUCGGUAAGAAAAGACAAGUUUAGAUUGAAUAAUGAAGCAGAAGCUCGGUUUAAAUCAAGGCUGCCUCUCAUCUCGGUUUCCAUGUAUAAACUGUGAAUAAAGACGGAGGAACAACCCUGUCUUAGUUCAUCAAUAACUGUACUACCCCGACCCAUUUUGUUUCCCGCGAGCUGUAAUAAUGAUCCGGUAUCAAAACUCAUCAUGUGUACAGAAAUCAGGGGAAAGAAGGGGAAACCUAAGAAUGGCAGACAUGUGUGUUGUUAGGAAAAAAGGUGGUUUACUAUCACCUUACGGGGUAUUUUUAAUUUCCCAAGCACGGUAAAGAAGGUAGGAAGGGGUGUUAAGUCUCUGACUUCAAUUCCUUAACUACCUCUCACCUUUUACCUGCGUGGUCGUUGAUGGGAAGAAGAGAAGACGGGGUUCAGAAGAGUUCUCAGUUGAAGCUCUAUUUAUUGAUUGUAAUGAGUCAAGAAUGAACAACAGAGUCUCAGGGUUCAGAAUUAGCUCGCUGUAGCAAACAGGCAUCUUAGAGGUCUGAGCGCUUCAGAACCUCGACUAAGAUUCCCUUUAACCCUUUAUACACGCCUAUCUGGACAAAGAGUUUGCUGAUCUGGGUGUUGUCUUUGUGAGUAGGCUGGUUCCUUAUUCUUCUUCAACUGUCACACUACUGGGUCUGUAUGUCCUCUCAGCCUUCUGACUUUAGAUUUGUGAUCUCAGACAAAAGUAGAUGCCCAGUGCACAGCACCAUCAGUCCUUUUCACUUUGUGCAGAGGAAGACAGGUUAAGCAGAUUCACCUCACAAAUGAGGACUGAAUCGCUUCUUCUUGGUUUCACACAGCUCACACAAAAGGGCUUCAUCAGCUUUCCUGACCAGUCCACUACACUGAUGUUUUAAACAAGACCACAGACACACUGAGUGAAGUUGGUUCUUUCUCUUUUUGCUCUAUCUUACUACUUUUUUUCUACAUAGUAUUAAAACUUAUUUUACAUUGUGUUUUUAUGUCAUUUAUCAUGCUAGAGUCUAUCAGUAAAUAUUGUACCUUAUCCUGCAGAUCUUCCACAACAACAUGACUGUGACGAGGACGAGGUUGUCUCAGACUUGCAGCCCUGUAACCAGGAGAGGAACUCCAGUCCAGACCAAGAGGACCCAGAGCCUCUACAGAUUAAAGAUGAAGAGGAGGAAUUCUGCACCGGUCAGGACAGAGAGCAGCUUGAACCAAAACAGGAGACCGAACACUUGAUGUUAACUCAAACCUGUCAGGAAAGUGAGAACACUGAAGCAGAAGUAAGGAAGGAAGACCAGUUCCUUUCUCAAAACUCUCAUGAGGCUGCAAACCAAGAUCCAGAGAAAGACAAGCUCACAGAGUCAGAAUCAACUUCAAAAUCAGAACAACACCCCCCAAAAAAAAUUCAGAAAAGAAGUCAGAAGACAAAACAGCCGAAGGUUCACUCUGAUCCUCAACAAGGUGAAAAGACUUUUAAAUGUGACACAAAUACUGAAACAUUAACCAGCAAUUCAAAUUCACAGACAUAUGAAAGUGUUUUCACUGGUAAGAAGAAGCAUAUUUGUGAGUGGUGUGGGAAGAUAUUCAGAGACAAAUAUUCGCUUAAAAAACAUGCAAGAUCACACACAGGUGUGAGACCGUACUCCUGUGGCACUUGUGGAAAGAGCUUCAUUUUUAAUUCAGAUUUAAAAAAGCAUAUGCAAAUUCACUCAGAAGAAAAGCUGUUCACCUGUGACACAUGCAGUAAAUCUUUUAACAGAAAAGAUUACCUUAAACUGCACAUUAGAACACACACAGGUGAGAGACCGUACACCUGUAACACAUGUGGGAAGAGCUUCACUUCUAAACCAGAUUUAAAUAAGCAUAUGCGAAUUCACUCAGGAGAAAAGCUUUUCACCUGCAAGACAUGCAGCAAAUCUUUUAUCCGUACAGAUCAACUGAGAAUGCACAUGAGAACACACACAGGUGAGAGACCGUACUCCUGUAGCACUUGUGGGAAAAGCUUCUCUACCAAUUCAUAUUUAAAGAAGCACAUCCUUCUUCACUCAAAAGAAAACCUGUUCACCUGCAAAAGGUGCUGCAAAUCUUUUCACAGGAAGGAUCAACUAAAACGGCACAUGAAAACACACACAGGUGAGAGACCGUACUCCUGUAACACAUGUGGGAAGAGGUUCGGUUGGAAUUCAAAUUUAAAAACGCACAUGCGUAUUCACUCAAGAUAAAGCUUUUUACCUGCAAAUUUUAUCUGUUGUAAUAACUUCUUUAUAUCAUGAUCUACAACAAAUUUGAUUUAGAUGACUGUAGCUGUGAUGCCGAUGGUCCUGAUCUUCAGGCCUUCAGACUGCACUGCAUUAAAACAGACUGGACUCUGGAGUGGAAUUCACUGCAUGGGUUCAAAAUCACUUCCAAAACCAUUGGCUGUGAAUACAGUUCCUUACUGUAUCCAUGGAUGAGGUUCAAACUGAACCAUGCAAAGAGAAAACCAGAUAGAAACAGGACCCAGGAACACCAGAGACUUCUCCUGACUACCUGACUUGCUCUCAGUUCACAGUCCUUGGGUUCCCCGGGAUCUCUGGAUCUCUCUUUGAGUUUCUAUGAAGACUGUUGUUGUCAGACUCUCCUUCUUGCAAGAAUUUAUUCACAAAGAAAGACAAGUACUUGGCUUUGAGUGACUUUUUCUGUGAAGAAACAGAAAAUUUCUAAAACAACCCAAUAAACACCUCUUUUAAACAAGAAUGACUUAUGACAAGGACUGAGGCACAAAAACACCAAAAAGGCAAUAGUUCUGAUUCUGAUUGAUAUGCAAAGUCUCUUGCAGACCAUGCAGCUCUCUUCAGCAUUUAGUAGGAGCAAUACCAUUGGACACAGAGAAAGCUUGUGAUCGAACUGAAUGGUCGUACCUGUUUGAGAUGCUCUCCAAAUAUGGUUUUGGUCCAAAAGCUUACAGUGGAUCAGAGCACUUUAUCAGGAACCUGUUUCAGCUCCUUCGAAUGAUGGCGUUCUACUUGAGAAGACUGUCCUUGAUCCCCUUUACUCUUUAUUUCAGCCUUAGAACUGUUGGCAUGUGCUAUCUGACAAGACAAAGAAAAUACAGACAUGGCUUUACUUUUCAUCCAAUUUAUUUUGUUAACCAAAAGGCUGCUAAAUGACUAAAUAAUUUCUGAAACUCUUAGUAUAGAGUUGGAGGGUUUGGCCAAAGUACAUAAAAUGUCAUCCAGAUACAUAUUCAAUUUGAAAUCAUAACCCCCCAAAAAAUUGCAGGCAAGAAAAAAAAAACAUAUUUACUAUUGUGAAUUCGUAUUUACUUAAAUGUCAAACCUCUAUUAAUUACCAUAAAGGGAUACCUCAAAGGUUAUCUGCUCUGCCUCUGUCCUUACAGGGUAGGGCAGAAGUGCUCAAGGUGGAUGUCCUCCCAUGAUUGAAUUAUUUAGUGUCCUCUAUUCCUUUGUUUAUUCAGAAAUCUUGGUUUGACAAUUUCAACGGAAUGUUCCCCUCUUUAUGGAACAACAAGAUGUUUAGAAUAUUUUGGAGAAAUUAACCCUCCCAAGAGACUUUAAACCUGAUGUUUAUUUGUGUUGUCUUGCAUUUAAUGCCAGGCUUUCAUUUCUUUAAAUUUCCCAAAUAUUUUGAUUAUAAUUGUGACACUGACAAGUGCUAAAGAUCAAUGUGCUCCCAAGAUUGAAUUUCUUAGUGUCCUCUAUUCCCAGGGCUCACAAAUUGUGUCAUGUAUCUGCCCCUUCCUUUCCAUACUUUACCAGGGAGGAUCCAAGACAGUUCGCCCUGCUUAAGAUGGCCCUUACAAACCUCUUGCCCAGUGAUGAAAGUGAGCAGUUCAAAUAUCACAUCUUAUUAGAUCACUUGAAGCUGGACACUGCCUGUCGCCUUGCUCUGGCCUAUGCUCAUCAUCCUCUUCCUUACACUAGAGCUAUGUCCGCACUGCAGCAAAGGUAUGGACAGCCACAGCAGCUUGUUCUGAGGGAAAUGACAGAUAUCUUAAAUCUCCCUCCUGUGCGUCCUGGUGACUCCAGCAACUUUGCUAUACGGGUCAGAGCCCUUGUGGGGAUGCUGCAUUCUUUCGAGAAAGGUGAGGGAGAUGCAGAAUUGGCUUGUGCAUCUCAUGUACAGCAGCUACUAGGUAAACUGCUUUCUAAGCAAGUGGCCAACUAAGUAAGUCAUCUUCAUAAAGACAUCCAGGAUCUUGCCACUGAGUCUACUACACGUCGUAGUCAGACCUGUCCUUUUUUUGGUCCCGAUCACCAUUUAAGUGUCUGCUCAGAUUUCCGUCAGCUCCCGAAAGAUGCAGCAAGGAAGUGGAUUCAGGACAAGGGACGCUGCUGGAGAUGUGCACGUUUUUGUGGAAGUUUUUCUUCCCGUUGCUGCUGGUGAAGAAUGAAAUAGAGACUUCUGCUGGCCAACAAGGUUUUAUUUUCUUUGCAAAGAAAAGGUGAAUCUGCAUCCGAGCGGUCAGAAUCCAGAAAGACCUAGAACGUGGGGAGACCUGAACAUUUAUGCUUGAGGACCGCCCCUCAGAAGGCAAGGAAUGGGGCUUUGAUGUUGGCAUCUUUUGUUUUCUGUGGGGAGCGUCACUGCAUUGGCUCCCUGUCCAUUUCAGGAUUGAUUUUAAGGUUCUUUUAUUAGUUUUUAGAUGUAUUAAUGGUCUUGGCCCCUCCUAUUUAUCUGACUUACUUUUCUCAUAUCAACCCUCGCUGACCCUGAGGUCCUCCGGCACAGGCCUUUUAACCUUACCCAAAGUCAAAACAAAAAACACAACUAAUUGCCAUUUUAUAUUUUUCUCUUAUUGCACGUUGUGUGUGUGUGGGUGAGUGAAGGUGGGUGUGUGUCUUUGUGUGCGUGUGGGUUCAUGGGUGUGUGUGUGGAUGAGAGUGUUGAGUUUGAUUUGAAUUUGAAUCAUCUGUGCUAAGUAACUUGUACAGAUACAACAUACCAUAUGUGUUUUCACUGACUCAAACUCAAUCACGUUGCUGUCACAGCACCAUUAGGUUGUUACCUUACGUUUACGGAUUAUAGUUUAAUGUGCUUAUCUGGUACUGGCCCUGACUCAGUACAUGCUAUCAUAACAGACAGCCAUCUCAACACCAGUGUCUAAUCAGAACUGAAAACAAUCAGUCUGGUGUUGUGUCAGUCUUCUCACCUCCACCCGGGAUGCGUCUUUUAUCCCCCCCGCAAAGUUGCAUAAUCGCAUCACACUUGAUGUGUAUAGUCAGGCGUGUCAAAAUUCACUUCAGAAUAUUUUGUAAUUCCACGCCUUAUAUUUGCGUCAUUCCCGGUGUGUAAGGACCUUUACCCUGUCCAGGUGCUUCAGAGAUUCAAGCACCGACAUGACCUACCCCUUCAGUCUUUCAGGAAUGUUCAGCCAUUACUCCUCAUCGGUUCAGAUCACCCUCAUCUUGUCUGUCCUACUGAAGGGGUACGUCUUGGUCCAGGGGGUGGCCCAGCAGUCCAUACUCGUCUUAGUUGGGCCUUGCAAGGGCCUUCAAUGCUCCCUGGGGAGUACCAUACAUGUCCAAAAACGACUCCAAAGGUUCAGUCCUAUUUCAUAUCCUGUUCCAUCAGGUCAGGUUGUUGGCUGAAGAUCAACCACUACUCCGUUUCCUAUGGAAAAACAUAGGAAGGGAAGAGCCUGCAGAUGUGUAUAAGUGGCAAGUUUUGCCAUUCGGUACCACAUUCAGUCCCUGUUGUCAGGGUUUUUCCUGGCUCAAAUUGAGGCAGAGGUGGCACCAUCCUGACCAUGCACCAUAACGUGCAUGUAUUUUGUAAAUUUAACUGACUCCCUUUCUUUUACAGGCAACAUACUUUAAGUUAAGAGUUCCAAAAGGAAUGUGACCAUUGUCACGUUAAAGCAUUCAUUUAUUAAAACUAUAUGCAUACACAAAUCAGCUGGCAACUUUAAAUUGAAAGUACACUUCAUCCACACAUCUCGCAACCAGACACAGAACAUUUCAGCCUCCUCUUUUUCAUUCUGUAGAACCUCCUCAUGCACUCCUUGUAGUCCAAGGCCUCCUGGUCUGGUCCAUCAAUGGCCACCUUACAACAGACAUCCAAGUGCCUCUCCUUCAGUCUGUUCCUCAGAGGUGUCUUCACCUUAAACAAAACAAUUCAUCAUGCAUUAAGUAUUUUUGUAUUUAUUCUGAUACAGACAUGAAGUGAUAGUGUUUUCAAUCAUACGUUACAAUUUUGAGUGCAGAGAAGAGCCUCUCCACAUCUGCAGUCUGGACAGGGGCUGUGAGGGCGAUAGCAGCUGCAAGGCUGAGGGUGGGAUACAGCUCAGCAGAUUCUGCAAAUACAAGCCACAGAGGAACCUCCUCCAGGGAUUUGGUCCGAAUAAAGGGGUGAAAACAAAGAUGAAUGAAAUUAUUCAGUAAAACCAGACUAUUGUGGUGGUGAUACAGUUAAUGUAACUUAAUAUAUAGUACCUUCAGAUCAGGACUCCCCACUCUCAGUCUGUAUGAGCUCCACUCAGACAGCAGGUCAGACUCCCUCAGUCUUGGAAACUCCUCAGCCAGUGUUCUCAUCUCAGCAUCCCCAUACUCUGUACUAGAGUUUGACAAAAUUUGUCUGGGAGAGAACACAUUGAAGACAGACAGACUGCCGGUGUUUGGGAAUCUGUUGUUGAUGUUCUCAGUCACUGCAAUCAGGAAUAGCUCCAUCACCUGUAAAAGAUGUUGAAAAAAAGGUAAAACAGUCCUUCCGUCCACAUUACACAAAUACAUUCUUAAUACAUACAGUGUUCUUGAAGCUAUCCCACACACCAUCCUGGAAAUAUGCAGGGACUGCUUCCUGUAUCAGACUGGAGCCAUGCCUGCCAGCGGUCUUUGACCAUGUUGCUCUCUUUCAGCUGUGCCAGCGAUGAUUUCAGCAUUGUGGCCUGAGAUAAAACCCAACAGCUUUGCUAGUAACAGCAUUUCAAUUAACAGAAAACCCAAGGAUUAUGGUAUUGAUCUCAUACCUCCUGCUCCACCUGAGAGAAGAAAAAAGUUUCUCUUUUGAAAGUGGAUCUUUUCAUGCACAAGUUGCAUUAGGCACAGGGCAGGGGGGAAGAACUUGUCCUUUACAGAGGAAUACAGUCCUUGUGCAAUUGGCUCAUUCUGGACUUGGAGUGAACAGGCAGUGAGCAGGCAGAAUUCGACACAUCACAUCUGUUGCUUCCUUAUUAGAUUCUCAUCUGAUAGCAUUUCCACCGUACAUAAAAUUAUUUAGUAAAUAACAAAAAAAGCAAAAUUGGAUCUGAAUAAUAUAGCACUGAAUAUUGCUAACCUGCAGUUUGAUUUGGGGGAGUUUAAAAAUCCUCUCCAUGUCCUUGAGACUGCUGGUCCUAUUACUGGAGGCCUGGUAGAACCAGAAAAUAGUUCCAACAGUCCUGGCAUAUUUAGUGAGAUAAUGAACUGCCCUCUGCCCCUUAAUGCAGUCUGACACUGUCAGAUUGAGACGAUGUUCCACGCAGUGUACGGUUAUCAGGCCAGGGAAUGAGUCUUGGAGUCUCUUCCCAACUCCAGCUUUUCUCCCUUAAAUAAUAAUAAAAAAACAUUAACUCUGUCAAUCUUAUAAAAUGUUAACUAAAAGGUAAAUGCAAAAAAAAAAAGGAAAAUUCACCUAUCAAUACUGCAGCGCCGUCACUUGCAAAGGAGGCUAGCUUGUCGGUUGGCAGCAUUUUGUCAUCUCUGAUGACUCGCAGGAUGCUAUCAUACAGAGUUGCAGCAUCCCCAGCAGACACUCCACCCAAAUGCAGCACCCUGGUUUGGACUACAGUGCUUCCCACAUGGUUGGGUCCUAAAAAGCUAAACAUAAAAAAAAAUCACUCUUAGUUGAAGUAUGGCUGCUUGUGCAUUUGGUGUUGGCACUGACCUGGGGGCAAAACAGGCAGUAAUUAGGUUGGCCUACUUCAUUUUAAAACAAUUAUGUGAAAAACGUUGAAUAUACAAUUAUGUAAAAAUAUAACUUAAGAACUUACAUUCAAACCAUCAAAAUAAGCACAGCCUAAGCGCUUGCAUAAGAGAAUGAUGGGCUCAUAGCUUGUGUGGUGGGGCCACUUUUGCUUGAGACACUCAUAGAUGAUUUUGAAGCAGCCUUCAAGCGCUCUGUGGUCCAUGUCCACAUGUGUUGCAAUAGCACGCUGCAGUGUCCUCCCUAAAAAAAACUACAACUAAUUAUCUAUCUAAACUAUAUUAUUUUAGUUUUUGUAACUUUAUUAGUUGAGUGUUUUUAGGUACUACUAUCUUCAAUAUACUUCUCCUUCUCUUCUGCUGCUUUGUGAAUGGCUGUCACCUCAUGCCUUUUAAUGUGUCCAGUCUGUAGUUGGUUGAUGGCUGUCUCACUAAGGAGGCAGCAAUUGCCUGCUAUGUUGGGGCACAGUGCUUUUGGCAUAAAUAGCAAUGCAUGCCUUCCUCAGUAUGCCUGAGCCAGGUAAAUUAAUUGAGCCACUGCUUGUCAAAGCCACUGGCUCUGUAUUUUUGAGAAGAUCUGGAAAGAGAAAUAAAAACCACUUACAUGUUGGCAUUGCAUUGUUAUGCUCCUAAUUGGAAAAUGAUUUAAUUACCCUUGCCUCGCCGACUCGUCCUGUCAUGCAUUCUGACCCUCACCAUCACCAGUCCCUUAUGAAGUACUUUCAGACCUGACACAAAUUUCCACAUGUUGUCACCACCAUGAAUUAAUAUAUUUUAACUGCCUGUUACGUUUUUUCUCUGCUGUGUUUCACCUGGACUCUUGACUUUCCUCCUCGCGAGGUCCCUUUUACAAGUAGUGGCUGAUUUUGCCUGCCAUAUCUGCAAGAUCGCACCAAUCCAUGGGAAGGGGCAUUGGGUCUGGUGUGGUACUGCUCUUCUGACACCCUGGGGUACAAACAUUGACCUGUUGAGUAUCAAACUCUCACCCUUCGCACUGUGUAUAGGAUCUUGGCCAGUCAAUAUGACCCCCUGGGGUUCAUCAUCCCUUUCACCCUUAUGCCAAGAUCCUCCUUCAGAAAUUGUGGUCCAAAGAGCAUGAAUGGGAUGACCCAUGUCUUCCAGAUGCCUUUGUCAAAGUCUGGACACUAUGGGGAAAAAAGGGCUUCCACAUCUGGAAAAAUCAAACUCCCAAGGUGCUAUGGACUCAGUGAGAUUCAGGAUUCCCCAGUGAUCAGAGAACUUCAUGUAUUUUGUGAUGCCUCAGAGGCAGCUCAUGGUUCUGUUGCAUAUGUGAGAACUGUGGACUCGAAGGGGGAGGUCCAUGUGUCUUUUGUCAUAUCUCGCUCACAAGUAGCUCCAGGACGGCAGAUAACCAUUCCCAGAUUAGAGCUAUGUGGAGCCCAAACUGGAGCCCAAUUAGCAAAAAUGCUGCAAAAGGAGAUAUCUCUUCCAGAAUCCUGCCAGUAUAAAAUCUUUGUGGCUCACUGCAUUACAGAAAUCCUUGAGUGCACAUCUCUUCUGACUGGAGGUAUGUUGACAUAACAAGCAACCCUGCAGAUGAUAUCACUAGGGGAAAAACCCUUGCUGAAUUUGCCAAACCACACAUAUGGAAUGAAGGUCCAUCUUUCCUUUACUUGCCCCCUGAUCAUUGGCCCAUAUCCCCAUCCUCACCUUCAAAUGAGGCAGCGAUCAGAAAGUCUGUGUUUUGUGGGGUAACUUGGGCACUGCCAAGCAAGAUUCCCCCAGACAUCCACCACUUCACUUGCUGGGAAGAUUUGGUGGUUGGCUAGAUGUUGGGUCUAAAACCUGCAACAUUUACCUGAUAACAUAUAAAGAAGAGAAAGACAAUGGUAUAUACUCAAGGAGAAUGGACAGAGAUAGCAUCAGGUACCAUCUCGAAACCACUCUGAAAGGUAUUUCCGCCCAGUCUCUUUAUUUAGGGUUGUCCCUGGUUACACAAUGUUUCUAAAGGGUGGGGGAAAAAUAUGUGCAGCAACGUAAGCACUCUCAUAAAACAUAAUAAUGAACAACUGUGAAUAUGUGAAGAUCAAGGCGAUAUUGUUGCAUCUAACGAGCUCCUUCUGAUAAGAGCGGAUCCUCCUCAAUACUUCCCACGAUUCACAGUGGAGGAUACAUCACACACACCUGCUGAUAAGAGAAACGAGGUCACAGAAUAAUGAAGAAACACUCAUGUGCUGUGUAAUAUAGCUAUUGGAGAGAGAAGUUAGAAAACACUCUUAUAUGAUAAAAAACACUCUUAUAUGUGUGUAACAAGAGGUCAAAACAGUUUAUACCUGUAGUAAACUCUUACAUAAGAAUAUGAGGAAUAAUGAUAACUUCUAUAUACAUUUAUGCACAUUAUUCUAACAAUAGAUUAGCUCAAACUCCUGAAAAAUCAUAUAUUGAAACCCUCCUUUUAUAACACGCUCAACAAGAGAUCUUUCCAGAGGAAUAUGCUCUCCUCCGGGGUAAGAAACAUGUUUCCAAGCAAAGUCCACUGGACAACCUAGCCCCUGAGUUUGAUUAUGUCACCAACCUAAUCAGAGUGGGUGGUCGCCUUCACAAAAGUGAGGACUUGGACUGUGAAAAUAUCCAUCCUAUAGCCCUUGAUCCCAAAAGCUGUUACCAAACUGCUGAUCAAAGAUUAUGACCAAAAGCUUCAACAUCCUGGUCCAAAAAGAGUCUUUGCCAGCCUACGGAAAAAUUACUGGAUCUUCCAUGGGAGGCAAGCAGUUAGGAAACAUCAGCAUGCAUGGAUUGCAAAAAAUGGAAAGCAAAACCCUUGGUCCCCCAAAUGGCUGAUUUACCAUCUGCAUCUAUUCAAGGCCCCCUUCUGGUCCACAGGGAUGGACUGCUUUGGACCCUGUCUUGUCAAAAUUGGACACUGAAAAGAGAAAGGUUGGGGGAUUCUUUUUAAAUGCCUCACUACUUGCUGUAUCCACAUUGAUUUCCUCUCCAACCUAGACACUGACAGUUUCCUGGAGGAGAGAGAGAGAGCUUCAGCAGACCUUUGACCAGAUGAACUCUCAAUGUACAAAGUCCACUUCAUAAGACAUCCCCCAAAUGCCCCACACUUUGGAGGAAUCUGGGAGAGGGAGGUGAGAGCCAUUAAAUCUGCCCUACGUGUUACCUUAUGUAACCAAUUUGUAAUAACCUAAUAAUAGCCAAGAGAACUGUGUUGAUGGAGGUUGAGGAAAUCCUGAACUCUAAACCCCUUGGUUAUGUGUCCUCUGAUCUGGCUGACCCUGAUCCAGUCACUCCAAAUCUUCUCCUCAUGGGUUGGCUGAAAGCAGCUCUUCCUCAGGUCGUCUACGCUCUCUCAGAACUUAUUGGGGCCAGGAAAUGGCAACAGUAAUGGUUGUUGACCCCAGUCUGCCUCGUGCAUCAUAGCCAAUUGGAAAAGUGCAGAAACUCCUCCCAAGCUCUGAUGGCAGAGUCGGGGUUGCAGAAAUUAUAAUUUAAAGGAAAAACCUAUGUGCAACCUGUCAGUCGGCUGGUCACCCAAUCUGAAUUAACAGAUGAUCCAAACCCCUUCCAUGAGCAUUUCCAAAGAGUCAAAUAUAUAUGAACAAUAUUUGAGGGGUAGCUUUGGAUACCUCCCCCUCCUCCUAUCUCUUGGCUCUCCUACCUGGCUCCCUGCAUGGGAGGAGCCAAGGAGUCAUUAAAGGCAGCAAGCUCACCUGCUGCAAACCCUUUCAGAACUCAGGAGACAAUAGAGCUGGCUCACAGAGAAACUCCUCCAGUAGCAUUCACUGUGUGUUUACCCUGUGAGUUUGAUUUGUUUAAAUUGCUGUACAACUCAUUACCUCUGCCAAUGAGGUUAUGUUUUUGAUAGGGUUGGUUUGUUUGUUUGUUUGUUUGUUUGUUUGUUUGUGAACAACUUUACGGAAACGUUACAGACAGAUUGACCUGAAAUUUUCACCAGAGGUGUGUCUCUGCCUCGGGGGGGAUCCCAUUACAAUUUGGUGGUGAUCCAGAUCGCCUUCUGGAUCCAGGAAUUUUUUUAAGGAUUCUUUAUCAUUGUAAGAUAGAGCAAAUUGUGGAAUUUUUGCUUUUAACUCUAAAAAAUGGCCAGAGUCUCUAGUAAAAAAAUUACACAAAAGGAUCUCAAUGAGUUUUAUGAGGUGUCAAAGGUUGAUCCUGAUCCAGACAAAAUUCCGGAUACUGUGAUCCAGAACACACAAAAAUAAGGGUGUUUUUGGAAUUUUCAAUGCUGAAGGAUAACCAAUGGGCGGCACAGUGGUGUAGAUGGGCGGCACAGUGGUGUAGUGGUUAGCACUGUUGCCUCACAGCAAGAAGGUCCUGGGUUUGAAUCCAGGUCAGGGCAUUUCUGUGUGGAGUUUGCAUGUACUCCCUGUGUCUGCGUUGGUUUACUCCGGGUACUCCAGUUUCCUCCCAUAUCCCAAAAACAUGCCUAAGUGGGGUAGGUUAAUUGGCCACUUCCGAAUUGCCCAUAGGUGUGAAUGUGAGUGUGGAUGGUUGUUCGUCUCUAUAUGUCAGCCCUGCGAUGAACUGGCGACUUGUCCAGGUUGUCCCCUGCCUUCGCCCGAAAGAUGCUGGGAUAGGCUCCAGCCCCCCCGCGACCCCGGGAACGGGAAUAAGCGGUAGAAAAUGAAAAUGGAAAGAUAACCAAUGAAGAUACAAGGAAGUGUCUGCUUACAAAUAUUGCAUAAUAAAUCAUGCAUUUAUGUAUCUAAUAUGAGCUUUGCUGUUUUAGGAACAUUAUGAACAGUGGACAUACCAGUUUAAACACAAAUAAAAGUUAACAAAAGACACGUAGCAGUAAAAGUUUUGGUGUGAAUCACAAUAUAAGGGGGGACAUGAGCUGCUUGGCGGAGGUCUGCACUCCCCGAGUGCUUUUCCAGUUUUUUACUCAUUAUCCUGACUAAUAUAUAAUUUUAUGGAUGUUUCUUAGUUUAAAUGUAUUAGACUCAUUUUAGUUACCUUGCUUUUGAUAUUAAUGGAAAUUAUGAUAUUGAUCCUGUUUGUAUUUAAUUUGAUUUACUUUGUUAUCCCUUUCUCACCCUCUCCAGAGAAACCAGCAGAAUGCAUGCUAAAUAAAACUCCUGUAGAGGCUUCAAACUCCUGCCCAUGUGCUUAUUUGUCCUUGCAGACAAACCAUUGUGUCGAAAUCCACCUUAGAUCAGCAUAAUCCUCAACAGUCUAAUAUCAUUCACUAAGAUUAAAAAAAAAAAAAAAAACAGAAGAUGAGAAACCUUCAUCCCCUUAGGGUGGUGAAAGUUGAAGUUUUACAUGUGAAACUGCAGAUGUUUGACCAAUGUAAUGUGUGGAAAUGUAUUGUUGAUUACCCUUGUCCAAUGGAAACCUGUAUGCAAAAUCUUUGAAAGAUACAAUGUUAGAAAGUGUUUAAUAUGGGGAAAUGCCCUGGGUUCCCCAGGAUCCCUGGGACUCUCUUUGACUUUCUAUGAAAACUUUUGUUGUCAGACUCUCCUUCUUGCAAGAAUUUAUUUACAAAGAAAAACAAGAACUUGGCUUUGAGUUACUUUCCCUUUGAAGAAACGAAUAAUUUCUUAAACAACCUAAUAAACACCUCUUUUAAACAAGAAUGACUUAUGACAAGGGCUGAGGCACAAGCAAUGUUACAUGAGAAGUCUGCUUUGUCAUAAACUAAGAAGGUCACAUUAUGAAGACACCAAAAAGGCAGGAAAGAUGCUUGCUUUCCUGUAAAAUAACUUGAUUAAAAACACUCAAUUUUUCUUGCUAGUAAUAGUAUAAUAUAGUAAUGGUAUGAUUACUAGAGAUGAGGGAGCUAUGAAUGACACUUUUAGAAGUUAUUUUUCAUCUUUAUGUUAAUCAGAAUUAGGGCUGCAGCUAUCGAUUAUUUUAGUAAUCGAGUACUCUAUCGAUUAAUCUGUCGAUUUAUCGAGUAAUCGGAUAAAAAAUGUUUUGCUCUUAUAUACAGUCUAUGGUUGAGACGCUUCUUCUUCUUCUUCUAGUUUAACGGCAGUUGGCACUCUUGUGUACGGUGCAUUACCGCCCUCUUCUGGCAAUUCUUAUGCAAAACCCUGUGCACCACCCAUUCCCAUCUCAUUCACUCACACUUUCAUACUCCUACUGACUAAAUCCUAUCAAUCAACCCCAUCACCCUUAAAAACUCGACUAACACUCUCACAUGUGCCCUGUCCCCCAUCUGUAAUACUCCCUUUAGUGUAAGGUCCUGCAUACCCAAUUCCCUCAACUUACUUCUCAUCUCUCCCCUUUCCAUCUCAUAUCUCCUACAACCCAUUAGUACAUGCUCCACUGACUCCUCCACCUGACAUCCCUCACAUAACCCAGUCUGGUGUUUCCCUAUCAUUUUCAGUGUUUUGUUUAAUGCGCAAUGACCCAACCUCAACCUUAUCAAUGCUGACCCUUCCUUUCUCUGUCCACUACCCAACCUCCUAACUUUAACACUCUCUUGAAUCUUAUAAAGAUGCCUUCCUCUCUUCUCACCCUCCCAUUUCUUCUGCCACAUUUGAAUAAGCUUUUCCCAUAUCAUACUCUUAACUUCCGCUUUACUUAACCUAACAUUCAGCUCCACUGAUUCCUUCCCUAACGCCUCCUUAGCCAUCACGUCUGCCUUCUCAUUUCCUUCCACCCCUAUAUGUGCUGGAACCCAUAAAAAACUGAUCUGGCCCCCCUGCUGUACUAUUCUUGUUACUGACUGUAAUAUUUCAUAUAAUAAACCCUGACGGCUGCUUGAAUGGAAUGAUCUAAUGCUAGUUAAAACUGAUGCUGAAUCCGUGCAUAUAACUACCCUCUUUACUCUAACUUUUUCCACCCAUUUCAGUGCAAUCAUCACCCCCAACAUCUCCACUGUGUUUACCGCUAGACCGUCUGAUGUCCUUCUAUUGAUUUCAAUUCCUCUCGAUGGCACCACUACCCCUAAUCCUGUCACCCCCGUCUCAGGUUGUUUUGCUCCAUCCGUGUAUACCUGAACAAAUCCGCUAUAUUCUUCCCUCAGGCGCUGAUUAACUACGCUGACCAAGCUUACCUGUCCUCCCUCUUUCCUUUUCUUUCCCAUUACACUCCAAUCCACUCUUGGCCAUAUCAUUCUCCAUGGUGGCAUUGCUGGAUACACUAUUGUUAGGUCUACCUCCAUCUCCCCCACCCCAAGCUCUGCUGUUAUUCUAUUCCCCAUCCUACCAAAAUGCUCCCUCUUACCUUUCCCCUCCUCCCAACACUCCUCUAUCACUCCUUUUGUGGGGUGGGUACCACUGCUGCCCUUUAAACUAACCCAGUAGUUUGCUAUGAGAUGUUUGCGCCUCAGGCAUAGCGGAAUCUCACCCAACUCCACCUGUACUGCAGGCACUGGUGACGUCCGGAAGGCCCCACUACAGAUCCUUAAUGCACUUGUCUGGAUCGUAUCUAGCUUUCCUAAAAGGGACUUUGCUGCUGAUCCAUAAACUAUACACCCAUAAUCUAUAACUGACCUAAUCAUAGCUACAUAUACUGUUUUUAAUGCAUCACAGCUUGCCCCCCAUUCUCUGCCUGCAAGACACCUCAUCACAUUCAACACUUUCCUGCACUUACCCUCUACCCGCUUGAUAUGAUCUGCCCAGGUUAACCUCUUAUCAAAUACCACCCCCAAAUACUUAAAUGCCUCAACCCUCUCCAGCUGCCUACCAUACAUACUCAAUGACACAUCUACUCCCACCCUCUUCCCGGUAAAAACUAUAGUUUGAGUCUUCUCUACUGAAAACCUACACCCCCAAUCUAAUCCCCACUCUGUCACCCCAUCAAUCGCUGUCUGCACCUUAGUGACUAAAUGUUUGGUGUUCCUCCCUCUCUUCCACAGUGCUCCGUCAUCUGCGAACAGUGAGCUUCCUAUAUCUGCUGGUACCUCUGAAAAAACAUCAUUAAUCAUGAUAAGAAACAAUAGUGGGCUAACUACGCUCCCCUGGGGAGUGCCGUUCCUUACUUCAUAUUUACUAGAUAUCUCUGACCCUAUUCUAACUUGAAUCUUCCUAUCAUUCAAAAAGUCCUUUACCCAAUUAAAAACUCUGCCCCCAAUCCCCAUCCCCUGCAACUUAAUCAGUAAUCCUUCCUUCCACAUCAUGUCAUAUGCCUUCUCUAUAUCAAAAAACACUACCACUACAGAUUCCUUAUUUGCCUGCGCCUUCCUCACCUCACUUUCUAGUCUCACCACUGCGUCCAUUGUGUUCCUACCUUUUCUAAAUCCGCUUUGGCAUCUCGCCAGCGUACCUCUCUUUUCAAGCACAUAUGUCAAUCUCUCUGUUACCAUUCUUUCCAUAAUUUUACAAAUGUUCGAAGUCAAAGCUAUUGGCCUGUAGCUAGAAGGAGAGCAUGGGUCCUUACCUGGCUUCCUGAUCGGUACUACCUCUGCUUCCUUCCAUACACUCGGUAUCCUUCCCUCCUCCCAUACCUUAUUAUACAAUUCUAACAUCCUGUUCAUCCCCUUUUCCCCUAAAUUUUUCAGCAUUACAUAGCUUACCUGAUCUCCCCCUGGAGCUGUAGGCUUUGCCUUCCCAACCGCUCUCACAAGCUCUGCCAUAGUAAAUCUGGUGUCUAUCUCCCCCCCUGAAUCCGUCCUCCUGUCUAGAGCACCUGGAUAUCUACUCUGAGUCAUCUCUCUUCUCCUCUUCCCCUCCAUUGUCAGAUUGUCUACACUAUGCACCUUUGCAAAUGCCCUGGCUAUCAUCUCAGCCUUUUCCUUAUCAUUUACUGCUGUCUCUCCUUCCUCUGUAAUUACAGGAUAUUCCCACUCCCUCCUGUCCCCUCCCAUCUUCCUUAUCAUACCCCAUACUUCUCCUACUGGUGUUGUUCUCCCUAUACCAUUACAAAACUGUCUCCAACUCUCCCUCUUUGUGCGUCAAACUACUCUCCUCACCAAUGCUUGUGCUCUCUGAUAUUCUAACAGACUUGCCAUAGUAUGGUUUUGUUUAAUCUUUCUGAAUGCUUUAUUUCGGGCUUUCACUGCCUUGCUACACUCCUCUGACCACCAUGGAACUAACUUCCUGGUCCUCCCAUUUCUGCUCCUCGGAAUAGCUUGAGUUGCUGCUGUGAUUAUUGCUGUUGUAACACUAUUGUUGACUUCUUCCACAUCCCUGUUUGUAUCAACUACCUCCAGUAGACCCUCACUCACCUCCCUAAAUUUAUUCCACUCUGCUUUACUGUACACCCAUUUCCGGAGCCCCCUACCCGCCCCCACCUCCACUCUUCCCCCUACUGUACACAUGAUUAAAUAAUGAUCACUACCUAGCGACUUUCCUGACAACACUUCCCAUUUACUGACUCCUGCCAAACUUGCUGAUACCAAUGUAAUAUCUAUAGCUGACUCAUUUCCUGUUCUGACAUCUAUUCUAGUCCCUCUCCCAUCAUUUAAACAUACUAAUUCCCUCUCCUCCAUUAGCUCCUCAACUACCCUACCAUCUACAUCUGUGUGUUUCCCACCCCACAAAGUGUUAUGUGCAUUAAAGUCUGCGCACCAGAUAACCUUUCGUCUAUCAACCCCUUUUAUCCUAACUAACCUAUCCAAUAUUAACCUCCCCCCUGGAUUAUAGUAGUUAACUAUAACCACCGCCUCCCCUCCCUCCCACAACUCUACCACUAUAUAUUCCUGCUCUUCCCCACUUUCUAUCAACCUAUGAGAAAUACCCUGCCUAAUAAAUAUUGCGCACCCUCCCCUUGCUUCUUCUUCACUCCUAUCCCUCCUGAUUGUCAUAUACCCACUAACCUUAAAAUCUAAGCUAGGUUUCAAAAAAGUUUCCUGAACACAAACUACGUCUGGCUGUAUCUUCAUCUUCCUUAUAUAGUGUUUCAUCUCCUGUCCAUUAGCCAUCAGGCUCCUAGCAUUCCACUGCAGCACCCGAACCAUGAGCAUGAGGUGACUUUCCUACCUCCUGGCUUCGACUCUGGUUCUUAAUCUCCGCCUCUAUCUCCUCCCACUUUAGUCCUUCCAUCCCCAGAUGAUCAGCUGCUGCCUUCACAAUAUAUUGUAUAUUGGUGGUCUUAGAUGUAGACUUGCUUGUUGAGUUGAUAGCUGCCACAAUAAAUACUAUUAACUGCCUUUUGUCUAUCCCUAUCCUAUCCUGAUCUGACUGCUCUCUCCCCAACCCCCAAGUCCCCUUUCUUCCACCACCCCCUGUCUCCUCUACUCCCUGUGACCUUUCCUCCCUCUGUCUUACCAUCUUUGCUGCCUCUGCAUAACUUAUCUUAUCUAGCACCCUGAUUUUCUGAACUUCUGCCUCCCUCUUCAUAACUGGACAACCCCCAAACGUGACACUAUGUUCCCCCCCACAGCUACAGCAUCUUGGCUUGGUACCCUCCCCACAUUUCCCAUACUCAUGGUCCCCAGUGCACCUCGCACAUCUCCUGUUCUCCUUACAAUAUCUUGCAAUGUGGCCAAAUGACUGACACUUGUAACACCUCAUCGGCUUCGGUAUAAAUGCCCUCACAAAAUAGCUAAUGUACUCUAGGUACACUUUAUCUGGGAUUACCUCUCCUUCAAAUUCUACCAACACUGUCUCAGUUGUCUUCUUUUCUGGACCCCUUGUCAUUCUUUUAACAUUGGCAAUUCCCGUGCCCCUAGCACGUAGCUUCUCCUUCAACUCCUCAUCCCCUACCUCGAUAGGAAUCCCAGUAAUCACUCCCUUACAUCUUCUCCCCUGCACUCCAACCCGCACUACCCUCACCACUCUACUCUCACCCACCUUAGUUAACUUCCUCACCAAGGCUUCCUGGACAUCACUUGAACAUUCCACAAUCAAAUUGCCGUCUCCCAAAACCCUCGCAUACUUCAGCUCUCCGCACUUCCCUGUCAGUUCCCUUGUCAGCUUAAACAGAUUCAUUUUCCCUAUCCCACCUCCCUCAGCAAACCGUAUAACCAACCUAGUUCCUUCCUCCCUGCUCUCUCCCUCAGAACUAAAACUCUCCAUGUCUUCUUCGUUCGAUGAAUUUUGACUGUUCAUUCUUGGUCUCUUUCCUUCUCUCCCCUGUCCCCCAUCCCCUUUCCCUACACUUCCAUCCUCCCUCCCAGCCCUAGACCCCCUCCUACCCCUACCUUUCAUCCCUAUCCGCUAAGGUUAUAGAAAAGAAAGAAAUAAAGAAAGAAAGAAAUAAAGAAAGCAAGGUAACGGGCACCGGUCCGGACCUAUACAGGCCGUCGGUCGAUACCCGUCCCCGGAAACCCUAACGUUAUUUUAAUCUGACCGAUUAUCUAAUUCACCCAGCUACAUCUCAGACGUAACUUUGCUUUAUCCUCCAAAGUACAUUCAUACACUCCAGUCACUUCAAUUCUCGUGCCCACACCGAACCACGAUGACGAUCACUUCCGCCCACCGUUGAGACGCUUGUGGCCUCGUUCCUUUUUAAAUCCUGGCCCCGGCUGCGUCGCUGUCCUCCAGUAACGCCCACAACGCAAUGAAUUGUGGGCAAUUUCAUAGCCAAAGUCCUCAACGGUACGGACUUACGGAAAGGGUGCAGAAAGGGGCGUUCCCGAGCCCUCGCUGACUUACCGAUUUCAUUUGGAACAACCCUCAAGCCCUUACAGAGCUCACAUGAGCGCGCACCUAAGUCAAUGAGUCAGUGAGGGGGUGGUUUGGAAUUGGGCCAAUGUCUAUGAAACGCGCGGCAGCGGAAGGAGCGGAAAGAGCACGCUGCUGCGCAACAGAAAUAACCGUCCGUGUCAAACACCGUGCGCUGCACAUGGUUCCGGAUUUAAACGAUUCCUCGAGGCAUAUAAUUUGCCUCGAGGAAUUUUAUUAAUCGAGUUACUCGAGUUACUCGAGUAAUCGUUUCAGCCCUAAUCAGAAUAUCAAGCCAAACAUCAAGAUUUAAAUAUUUUCUUCAAUAAUCUCAUUUAACAAUUUAAAAAUUUUAAAAUGAAUAUAAAAUCUCAAUUAAACAAGUAAGCACCUGGUUAUUCGGGUUUCACUGCAGUGUUUUAACAUUGUUUUUCAAAAGAAAUCAUGCCUAUGCUUGAUUACUUUUACAAUCAUACUGUGGAGGAACAGAUCAUUGCCAUCAUAUCAUUGCUGCCAAAACUAGGAAAAGAUCACUUAGAUGUAAAAAAAAAAAAAAAAAGCCUAUAGGCUGAUAAGUUUACUUCAAUAAUUAUACAUUUUUGCAAAAAAAGUUAACAAAUUGGCUGGAUGAAACUGUUCCAUUUUAAAUCAAUGUAGAUCAAGUUGGCUCUUCGUGAGCAACUUCUAUCUGAUAAUAAUUUUAUUCUGAAAAUAAUUCUGAUUCUGAUUAAUAUGCGAAGUCUCUUGCACACCAACUCUUGGUAUAGAGUUGGAGGGUUUGGCCAAAGUCAAUAAAAUUUCAUCCAGAUACAUAAUCAAUAUGAAAUCAUAACCCUCCUUAAAAAAAUUCCAGCCGACAGAAAAAUCCUUAUUUAUGGUUGUGAAUUCUUAUCUACUUAAAUGUCAAACCUCUUAAAUACCAAAAAAGAUGGUCUGCUCUGCCUCUGUCCGUACAGGGUAGGGCAGAAGUGCUAAAGAUCAGUGUGUUUCCAAGGUUGAAUGUCCUCUAUUCCUUUAUCUAUUCAGAAAUCUUGGUUUGAUAAUAUCAACGGAAUAUUCUCCUCUUUACGACGGAACACAAGAAGCUGGGAAUAUUUUAGAGAAAUUAACCCUCCCAAGAGACUUUGAACCUGAUGUAUAUUUGUGUUGUCUUGUAUUUAAAACCAGGCUUUCAUUUCUUUAAAUUUCCCAAAGAAUAUUUUGAUUAAAUUUAUGACACUGACAAAAAAAUCAGACUUUUAUCAUCAAACAGAGGAGCAGUCUCAAGUUUAUAUAAGUUGCUGUGUCAUGCCUCCCCAAACCAGAACUCAAAGACAGAGUCACAAUGGGAACUUGAUUCAGGGGUCAAAUGUACUACUGAAGAGUGUGGAAAACAUUAAGCAUGACAUAAAAACAACCUCAAAAUCUCUCUGAAGUAGAGUAAUACAGCUGAAAAUUCUUCAUAGAGCAUUAUAGAGCUGAAAGCUGAUCUAUGCAUGUGUAGGGCAAUUUGGACCAUUUGAGUGAAUUGAAUACUUAAGUAUGAGCAUGCACUGAUCUCUCCUACUUGUGUUGUUGUUAAUAUAUAACUGCUGUCUGGUUGUGUUUAUUGUUGUAAUACAAAAUUAUUAAAACUUUGAAUUUAAAGGGAAAAAAAAGAAACCGUGGAGGGCCGUACAGUCUAUGAUGCCGACUGAAAGGAGACAAAGAGGAGGGCGGAACAUUUGGUUGCCGCAGCUCCGCCUACGGAACUUUAUUGGUGUGACACAUGAAGGAAGUAAACGAGAAGAGGGCUUUUUUAAAGAAGCUGAGACAUCUGAGGACAAUCCAGUUUUCACAGCGCAACCUUCUUUUAAAUCUGCAACGAACCAACGAUGUCUGGAGCAGAAUCUCUCCGAGAGUUUGUGACCGAGCGGCUCGCUGCUGCUACUGAAGACAUUUUGGGAGUUUUUAACAGAACUGUGGUCCAGUACGAGGAAGAGCUGGACCGUCAACGCAGACUGUUGGAUUUGGUUUGGAAACCUCACAUUCACUUACACAGAAUCGGUAAGAAAAGCCAAGUUUAGACUGAAUAAUGAAGCAGACGCUCGGUUUAAAUCAGGGCUGCCUUUCCUCUCGGUUUCCAUGUAUAAACUGUGAAUAAAGACGGAGGAACAGCCCUGUCUUAGUUCAACAAUAACUGUGCUACCCCGACCCAUUUUGUUCCCCGCGAGCUGUAAUAAUGAUCCGGUAUCAAAACUCAUCAUGUGUACAGAAAUCAGGGGAAACCGAAGAAUGUCAGACGUGUGUGUUGUUUGGAAAAAAGGUGGUUUACUAUCACCUUACGGGGUACUUUUAAUUUCCCAAGCACAGUAAAGAAGGUAGGAAGGGGGGUUAAGUCUCUGACUUCAAUUCCUUAACUACCUCUCACCUUUUACCUGCGUGGUCGUUGAUGGGAAGAAGAGAAGACGGGGUUCAGAAGAGUUCUCAGUUGAAGCUCUAUUUAUUGAUUGUAGUGAGUCAUGAAUGAACAGAGUCUCAGGGUUCAGAAUUAGCUCGCCUUAGCAAACAGUCAUCGUAGAGGUCUGAGCGCUUCAGAACUGAAUCGCUUCUUUUUAUGUAAUCCUCAGUUUCACACAGCUCACACAAAAGGGCUUCAUCAGCUUUCCUGACCAGUCCACUACACUGAUGUUUUAAACAAGACCACAGACACACUGAGUGAAGUUGGUUCUUCCUCUUUUUGCUCUAUCUUACUACUUUUUUUCUGCAUAGUAUUAAAACUUAUUAUACAUUGUGUUUUUAUGUCAUUUAUCAUGCGAGAGUCUAUCAGUAAGUAUUGUACCUUAUCCUGCAGAUCUUCCACAACAACAUGACUGUGAGGAGGACGAGGUUGUCUCAGACCUGCAGCCCUGUAACCAGGAGAGGAACUCCAGUCCGGACCAAGAAGACCCAGAGCCUCUACAGAUUAAAGAUGAAAAGGAGGAAUUCUACACCGGUCAGGACAGAGAGCAGCUUGAACCAAAGCAGGAGACUGAGCACUUGAUGUUAACUCUAACCUGUCAGGAAAGUGAGAACACUGAAGCAGAAGUAAGGAAGGACGACCAGUUCCAUUCUCAAAACUCUCAUGAGGCUGCAAACCAAGAUCCAGAGAAAGACAAGCUCACGGAGUCAGAAUCAACCUCAAAAUCAGAACAACACCCCCCAAAAAAAGUUCACAAAAGAAGUCAGAAGACAAAACAGCCGAAGGUUCACUGUGAUCCUCAACAAGGUGAAAAGACUUUUAAAUGUGACACAAAUAGGGAAACAUUUACCAGCAAUUCAAAUAUUCAGACACAUCUUGGUGUUCCCACCGGUAAAAAGAAGCAUGCUUGUGAGAGGUGUGGGAAGAUAUUCAGGUACAGGCAUUUGCUGACAAAUCAUGCAAGAUCACACACAGGUAAGGGACUGUACUCCUGUGAGAAAAACUUCGGUUGGAAACCAGAUUUGAAAAAGCACAUGCGAAUUCACACAGGGAGAAAGCAUGCAAUCUGCAAGACAUGCAACAAAUCUUUUAUCAGUACAAGUAACCUGAGAACGCACAUGAGAACUCACACAGGUGAGAGACCAUACUCCUGUAGCACUUGUGGGAAGAGCUUCGCUGUGAAUUCAAAUUUAAAGACGCACAUGCUUAUUCACUCAGGAGAAAAGCUGUUCACCUGCAAAACAUGCAGUAAAUCUUUUUACAGGAAAGAUAACCUAAGCAGGCACAUGAGAACACACACAGGUGAAAAGCCGUACUCCUGUGGCACCUGUGGUAGAAGCUUCGGUCGCUGUACAAAUUUAAAAACGCACAUGCUAAUUCACUCAAGAGAAAAUCUGAUCACCUGUAAAAUAUGCAACAAAUCUUUUGUCAGUACAAGUACCCUGAGAACGCACAUGAGAACACACACAGGUGAAAAACCAUACUCCUGUGGCACAUGUGGGAAGAGGUUCUGUUGGAAUUCAAUUUUAAAAACGCACAUGCUCAUUCACUCAGGAGAAAAGCUGUUCACCUGCAAAACAUGCAGCAAAUCUUUUAGCAAUAAGGAUAAACUGAGAACGCACAUGAGAACACACACAGGUGAGAGACCAUACUCCUGUGGCACGUGUGGGAAGAGCUUUGGUCGGACUUCAACUUUAAAAACACACAUGCUCAUUCACUCAAGAGAAAAUCUGACCACCUGCAAAACAUGCAACAAAUCUUUUAGCAAUAAGGAUUACCUGAGAAUGCACAUGAGAACACACACAGGUGAGAGACCAUACUCCUGUGGCACGUGUGGGAAGAGCUUUGGUCGGACUUCAACUUUAAAAACACACAUGCUCAUUCACUCAGGAGAAAAGCUCUUCACCUGCAAAACAUGCAGCAAAUCGUUCUUCAGUUCAGAUAAACUGAGAAGCCACAUGAGAACACACACAGGUGAGAAACCGUACACCUGUAGUACCUGUGGGAAAAGCUUCAGUUGGAAUUCAAAUUUAAAAACGCACAUGCUUGUUCAUUCAAGAGGAAAGCUGUUCACUUGAAAAGCAUGCAGAAAAGAGAUGCUUCUUUAACGGAAUCCAACCUAACCCACCUGUAAGAUAUAUUUUACUGUGACUUUUCCUAACUGAAAUACUUGUUCUUUUGAAUGUCCUGUUUCCUUCCUCUGGAUGAACAAUUUUGUUUUUUCUUUUACUUCUGAGCUUCUUUGGUUGGCUGUUUUUUUCCCAGAAUAUUUGGAUCUGUUUAUUUGUUGUAAUAACUUGUUUAUAUUACAAUCUACAACAAAUUUGAUUUAGUUGACUGUAGCUGUAAUGCUGAUAAAGGUCAGUGAUGAGAAUAUGGUGACCAAUAAACUUGGACUGUUAAAACAAAAUUCAUAGUAAUGCAUUUUGUAUCCUGGUUUCAUAGAAGUGAACCAAAAGAGGACAGAGCUUUAAAUCAAAACUGGAUGGUCCUGAUCUUCAGGCCCUCAGACUGCUCUGCAUUAAAAACAGACUGGACUCUGGAGUGGAAUUCACUGCAUGGGUUCAAAAUCCGAUCAUCACGAACUUCAAGGACAGAGGUUCAAUUAUUGUGAAGAAGGCUUCAGGGUGCCUAAGAAAAGCCCAUCAAGAGCCAGGACUGCCUCCUAAAGUUGAUUUAGCUGCAGGAUCGGGGCACCACACGCGCAGAGCUUGCUUAGGAAUGGCAGCAAGCGGGUUUGAGUGCAUCCGCAUGUACAGUGAGGCAAAGACUUUUGGAGGAAUAAGAAGAACUUUAUUAAUCACCAAAGAGAAAUUCAAUUGUCUGUUGUGUCAGAUAAUAUGUCUUAAAAACAUAUCUACUAUUUACACAAGAGUUAUAAAGUCUGAUGGCUGUGGGUACAAAAGAUCUUCUGAAUCUUUCUGUCCUGCAGCGAAGAGAGAGGAGCUGUCCACCACCAUUGGCCUUUGGUCCAUCAAGGUGUUGUGAAGUGGGUGAUCCAUGUUCUUUAGAAUAGACUCCACCUUCCUCAGUGUAGAUCUCUCCACCACAUCCUUCACUGAGUCCAGCUUGAGUCCAACCACAGAGCCAGCCUUUUCCACAAGUUUGUUAAGUCGUCUUGCAUCUUUGUGUUUGAUGCUUCUUCCCCAGCAGACUGCAGCGUAGAAACAGAACACUUGCUGUUAAAUUAUCUGCAGCGUCUUACUACAGAAGUCUUUUGAUCGGAGUCUUUGAUGUCUGGCGUAUACAGUGUGAACAGGAAUUGCGCCAGCACUGUCCCUUAUGGAGCCCCUGUGCUGCUCAUUAAUGUCCCAGAAACACAGUUCCCCAGCCUGACAAACUGUGGCCUUCCUGUGAUCCAGGAAACACAGGAAGGAUCCACUCCUAUCUCUGUGAGCUUGUCUUUGAGUAUGGUUGGUUGGAUGGUGUGAAAUGCACAUGAAAAGUCAAAGAACACGAUCCUCGCAUAAACCCCAGGUUUCUCCAGAAUGACACAGGGCACGGUGAAGCAUGUAGAGGACAGCAUCAUCCACUCCAAUCUUUUCUUUGUAUGCAAACUGCAGGGAAUCCAGUUUGUCUUUGACCUCAGACCUCAGAAGGCCUAGAAUCAGCCACUCCAGGGUUUUCAUGAUGUGUGAAGUGAGGGCCACUGGUCUGUAGUCAUUGAGUUCAGCAGGACAUUUUGUUUUUGGUACUACCACAAUGCAGGAUGUUUUCCACAGAGCAGGUACCCGCCCCAGCUGUAGACUCAGGUUGAAGAUCUUGUGGAGAGGUUGACACAGUUCUGUAGCACCGUCUCUAAGCAGCCUUGGACACACGCCAUCUAGACCAGCUGCCUUCCCAGGACAAAGUCUUCCAAACUCCAUCCUCAUCCCUGUUGCCUGGAGUCAAGCAGAGCAGCAAAGAAGCCACUUCUCUACAGAAAUUAAAAAUAAUAAUAAUAACAGAGACAGAAUGGAAUUCUUCAAAAGUACAGGGAUUGGAUUGCUGAAGACUGGGGUAAAGUCACUUUCUCUGAUGAAUCCCCUUUCCAAUCGUUUGGGGCAUCUGCAAAAAAGCUUGUCUGGAGAAGAAAAGGUGAGCACUACCAUCAGUCCUGUGUCAUGAAAGCAGUCUUGCAUCCUGAGACUAUCCAUGUGUGGGGUUGCUUCUCAGUCAAGGCAGUGGGCUCAUUCACAAUUUUGCCCAAGAACACAGCCAUGAACAAAGAAUGGUACCAAAACAUCCUUAGAGAGCAACUUCUCCUGACCAUUCAAGAUCAGUUUGGUGACGAACACUGCCUUUUCCAGUAUGAUGGAGAACCGUGCUAUGAGGCAAAAAUCAUAACUAAGUGGCUAAAGGAAAAAAAGAAAAAAACUAAAAAUUUUGGGUCUAUGGCCAGGAACCUCCCCAGACCUUAAUCCCAUAGAGAACUUGUGGUCAAUCCUCAAGACGUAGGUGGACAAACCAAAACUAAAAAAUUGACAUUUAUGAAAUGCUUGUAAUUAUACUUCAGUAAAACAUAGAAACAUCUGACAAAAAGAUCUAAAAACACUGAAGCAGCAGAAUUUUUGAAAAUUAAUAUUUGUAUCAUUCUCAAAACUUUUGGCCACGGCUGUAUUAGUAUCAUGGAGGAAAUGUAGAAAUCAAGAGCAGGGAAUAAUUUAUAGAUCACAAUGGAGUUUGAACAACUCAUUAAAAGAUAAAACUUUUGUCUUAUUCAUCACAAAAAAAAUUCAAAGAAUUCAUUAGAAUAGAUAUGAACCCACUAACUUCUAUUUCAGCAGUUUGGGAGGCAUUUAAAGCAACCUGUAUGAGCUGGACUGUCAGUUAUGCAUCCAAUAAAUUUUUUGCAAAAAUGUUAACAAAAUGGCUGGAUGAAACUGCUCCAAAUUUAAUUCAUGUGGACCAGUGGCGGCUGCUGGCCUUUAAGGAGGGGAAGCUCAUUUUUCUGGCCUACAUCAUAAUUGUGUUUGUUUAUUUGUAUGUAACAGAACAGAGUCACCAAACACAACGGCAGUCGUUUUUAACAAAGACAAAAGUCGCUGAGGAUCGGCAAAGUCUCCGGAGCAGUUAAGAACAAUGGAAUGAAUAACUUGGAAAAUGCUCUGGUAGAUGUUUUAUUCUUCAAGAUCGCUGAUUCGCUUAUUUAGCUGUCAAUCAAAAAAGGAUUUCGCCUCAGACAGCACAUCCAAUCAUGGAUGCAGAAGCUCAGCGUCUGCGAGAAAGUUGGGACCGCCCUCUCGUCAUAGAACUCCAGAGACACUGAGCGUACGAUGGGCGGGACAAAGCACAGCAUUUGUCCAAUGAGCGUCUAGUUUCACUGCUGGAACAACCCACCUUGGGCUUCCACAUUGAAGUCAGCAGAUGCUGAGCGUCCGGCUGUGUGAAGCGCUGAGGCGCUGCGAGGAUGAAUGAGAAUGAAGUUGUGCCGGAUACCUGUGAUUAUCAGCUUCUUAUCACAGUGUGAUAAGAAUACAAAGCUCCUUCCAAUGAUGGCGUUCUACUUGAGAAGACUGUCCUCAAUCCCCUUUACUCUUUAUUUCAGCCUUAGAACUGUUGGCAUGUGCUAUCUGACAAGACAAAGAAAAUACAGACAUGGCUUUACUUUUCAUCCAAUUUACUUUGUUAACUAAAAGGCUGCUAAAUGACUAAAUAAUUUCUGAAAGUCUUAGUACAGAGUUUGAGGGUUUGGCGAAAGUCAAUAGAAUGUCAUCCAGAUACAUAUUCCAUUUGAAAUCAUACCCCCUCCAAAAAAAAAAAAAUCCAGGCAAAAUAAAAAUUCUUAUUUACUAUUGUGAAUUCUUAUUAACUUAAAUGUCAAACAUCUAUUAAAUACCACAAAGGGAUACCUUAAAAGAUGAACUGCUCUGCCUCUGUCCUUACAGGGUAGGGAAUGACAAGAUGCUUAGAGUAUUUGGGAGAAAUUAACCCUCCCAAGAGACUUUGAAGUUUAUAUAAGUUGCUGUGUCAUGCCUCCCCAAACCAGAACUCAAAGACAGAGUCACAAUAGGAACUUGAUUCAGGGGUCGAAUAUACUACUGAAGAGUGUGGAAAACAUUAAGCAUGACAUAAAAACAGCCUCAAAAUCUUUCUGAAAUAGAGUAAUACAGCUGAAAAUUCUUCAUAGAGCAUUAUAGGGAUAAAACCUGAUCUAUGCAUGUGUAGGGCAAUUUGGACCAUUUGAAUGAAUGGAAUAUUUUCUUAAGUAUGAGCAUGCACUGAUCUCUCCUACUUGUGGUGUUGUUGUUAAUAUAUAACUGCUGUCUGAUUGUGUUUAUUGUUGUAAUACAAAAUUAUAUAUAUAUAUAUAUAUAUAAAAAAAAAAAAAAGAAACCGUGGAGGGCCCUGCAGUCUACGAUACAGACUGAAAGGAGACAACGAGGAGGGCGGAACAUUUGGUUGCCGUAGCUCCGCUUACAGAACUUUAUUGGUGUGACACAUGCAGGAAGUAAACGAACAGCGUCGGGUUGUUUUUGAAGAAGCUGAGAUAUCUGAGGACAAUCCAGUUUUCACAGCGCAACCUUCUUUUAAAUCUGCAACGAACCAACGAUGUCUGUAGCUGAAUCUCUCCGAGAGUUUGUGACCGAGCGGCUCGCUGCUGCUACUGAAGACAUUUUGGGAGUUUUUAACAGAACUGUGGUCCAGUACGAGGAAGAGCUGGACCGUCAACGCAGACUGCUGGAUUUGGUCUGGAAACCCCACAUUCACUUACACAGAAUCGGUAAGAAAAGCCAAGUUUAGACUGAAUAAAGAAGCAGAAGCUCGGUUUGAAGCUCUAUUUAUUGAUUGUAAUGAGUCAAGAAUGAACAACAGAGUCUCAGGGCUCAGAAUUAGCUCGCUGUAGCAAACAGGCAUCUUAGAGGUCUGAGCGCUUCAGAACCUCGACUAAGGUUCCCUUGAACCCUUUAUACACGCCUAUCUGGAUGGUUUAAACAAGAUCACAGACACACUGAGUGAAGUUGGUUCUUUCUCUUUUUACUCUCUCUAACUACUCUUUUCUGCAUAGUAUUAAAACUUAUUUUACAUUGUGUUUUUAUGUCAUUUAUCAUGCUACAGUCUAUCAGUAAGUAUUGUACCUCGUCCUGCAGAUCUUCCACAACAACAUGACUGUGAGGACAAGGUUGUCUCAGACCUGGAGCCCUGGAACCAGGAGAGGAACUCCAGUCCAGACCAAGAGGACCCAGAGCCUCUACAGAUUAAAGAUGAAAAGGAGGAAUUCUGCACCAGUCAGGACAGAGAGCAGCUUGAACCAAAGCAGGAGACUGAACACUUGAUGUUAACUCUAACCUGUCAGGAAGGUGAGAACACUGAAGCAGAAGUAAGGAAGGAUGACCAGUUGCUUUCUCACAACUCUCGUGAGGCUGCAAACCAAGAUCCAGAGAAAGACAAGCUCACAGAGUCAGAAUCAACUUCAAAAUCAGAACAACACCCCCCCAAAAAAGAGUUCACAAAUGAAGGAGUCCCUCUUAGGAUCAGAGUACUAUUUAUUAAUGUAAUAAUACUAUCACAGUGACUCAUGGCAAACAACAGUUGCUCUUUUACUUAUUUUUCACCCCUGCCCCUCAAACUCUGAGUAUACCACUUGUGGUAUCUGUAAAAAUGUAUGUCCUCUGCCUGCUGACUUUAAUUUUGUGAUCUCAGACAAAAGUAGAUGCCCAGUGCACAGCACCAUCAGUCCUUUUCACUUUGUGCAGAGGAAGACAGGUUAAGCAGAUUCACCUCACAAACGAGGACUGAAUCGCUCCUUCUUAGUUUCACACAGCUCACACAAAAGGCAGGGUUUUUCCUGCGUUCAAAAUUGCGUGGCGGCCGCCUCCACCUAAUUUUGUGCCGCCCCCAGCCAGAGCGAUUGAUUUCGCUCAACACAGCGUAAAGCUCCAGCUGUGUUGAUUGAGCGUAUGAUGUCCCUCUGCAGCGGCAACGUAUUUUAACUGCAGUUGCAGCGUUGCACCACUAUAGAGGCGCUAUAUCAACAGCAGUGCACCGGAAAGACCUGAAGCAUCUACCGAAGAAGGAACGGAUCGAAUCAUGUUUUUUUCCCGCUAGUUGGUGCUAUCGGCGUCCUGAUUUUCCCUGGCGGCUGGACACAAACAGGUAAAUACUGCUUGUCUUUUUUGCAUCCGAGCAUGACGUGUUUAUUUAAAAAAAAAGUUUACUCCGUUUUUAGCGUUGCAGUUAUGACAGGCAAAAUCAGCCAGUACUUUAAAAAGCGACCUCGCGAGGAGGAAAGUCAAGAGUCCAGGUGAAACACAGCAGAGAGAAAAAAGGAACAGGCAGUUAAAAUGCUAUAAUUCAUGUUGGUGACAACGUGGAAAUUUGUGUCAGGUCUGAAAGUACUUCACAAGGGACUGGUGAUCGCGAGGGUCAGAAUGCAGGACAGGACGAGUCGGCGAGGCGAGGGUAAUUAAUUAAUUAGUUUCCAAUUAGGAGCAUAACAACGCAAAACCAACGUGUACGUGGUUUUUUAUUCCUCUUUCCAGAUCUUCUCAAAAACACAGAGCCAGUGGCUUUGACAAACAGUGGCUCAAUCAAUGUACCUGGUUCAGGCAUACUGAGGAAUGCAUGCACUGCUAUUUAUGCCAAAAGCACUGUGCCCCAACACAGCAGGUAAUUGCUGCCUCCUUAGUGAGACAGCCAUCAACCAACUACAGGCUGGACACAUUAGAAAGACAUGAGGUGACAGUCGUUCACAAAGCAGCAGAAGAGAAGGAGAAAUAUAUUAAAGAUGGUCGUACCUAAAAACACUCAACUAAUAAAGUUACAAAAACUAAAAUAACAUAGUUUAGAUAGUUUAAGAAAUAAUUGGUUGUCGUUUUUUAGGGAGGACACUGCAACGUAUACAUAUAUAUAAUAUAUGAUUGAAAACACUAUCACUCUUCAUGUCUGUAUCAGAAUAAAAACAAAAAUACUUAAUGCAUGAUGAAUUGUUUUGUUUAAGGUGAAGACACCUCUGUGGAACAGACUGAAGGAGAGGCACUUGGAUGUCUGUUGUAAGGUGGCCGUUGAUGGACCAGACCAGGAGGCCUUGGACUACAAGGAGUGCAUGAGGAGGUUCUACAGAAUGAAAAAGAGGAGGCUGAAAUGUACUGUCUGGUUGUGAGAUGUGUGGAUGAAGUGUACUUUCAAUUUAAAGUUGCCAGCUGAUUUGUGUAUGUAUAUAGUUUUAAUAAAUGAAUGCUUUAACAUGAUAAUGGUCACACUCUUUUUUGAACUCUUAACUUAAAGUAUGUUGCCUGUAAAAGAAAGUGAGUCAGUUGAAUUUACAAAUACAUGCACGUCAUGGUGCAUGGUCAGGAUGGUGCCACCUCUGCCUCAAUUUGAGCCAGGAAAAACCCUGCAAAAGGGCUUCAUCAGGUUUUCCUGACCAGUCCACUACACUGAUGGUUUAAAGAAGAUCACAGACACACUGAGUGAAGUUGGUUCUUUCUCUUUUUACUCUUUCUAACUACUCUUUUCUGCAUAGUAUUAAAACUUAUUUUAUAUUGUGUUUUUAUGUCAUUUAUCAUGCUAGAGUCUAUCAGUAAAUAUUGUACCUCAUCCUGCAGAUCUUCCACAACAACAUGACUGUGAGGAGGACGAGGUUGUCUCAGACCUGGAGCCCUGGAACCAGGAGAGGAACUCCAGUCCGGACCAAGAGGACCCAGAGCCUCAACAGAUCAAAGAUGAAGAGGAGGAAUUCUGCACCAGUCAGGACAGAGAGCAGCUUGAACCAAAACAGGAGACUGAACACUUGAUGUUAACUCUAACCUGUCAGGAAGGUGAGAACACUGAAGCAGAAGUAAGGAAGGAUGACCAGUUGCUUUCUCACAACUCUCGUGAGGCUGCAAACCAAGAUCCAGAGAAAGACAAGCUCACAGAGUCAGAAUCAACUUCAAAAUCAGAACAACACCCCCCCAAAAAAGAGUUCACAAAUGAAGGAGUCCCUCUUAGGAUCAGAGUACUAUUUAUUAAUGUAAUAAUACUAUCACAGUGACUCAUGGCAAACAACAGUUGCUCUUUUACUUAUUUUUCACCCCUGCCCCUCAAACUCUGAGUAUACCACUUGUGGUAUCUGUAAAAAUGUAUGUCCUCUGCCUGCUGACUUUAAUUUUGUGAUCUCAGACAAAAGUAGAUGCCCAGUGCACAGCACCAUCAGUCCUUUUCACUUUGUGCAGAGGAAGACAGGUUAAGCAGAUUCACCUCACAAACGAGGACUGAAUCGCUCCUUCUUAGUUUCACACAGCUCACACAAAAGGCAGGGUUUUUCCUGCGUUCAAAAUUGCGUGGCGGCCGCCUCCACCUAAUUUUGUGCCGCCCCCAGCCAGAGCGAUUGAUUUCGCUCAACACAGCGUAAAGCUCCAGCUGUGUUGAUUGAGCGUAUGAUGUCCCUCUGCAGCGGCAACGUAUUUUAACUGCAGUUGCAGCGUUGCACCACUAUAGAGGCGCUAUAUCAACAGCAGUGCACCGGAAAGACCUGAAGCAUCUACCGAAGAAGGAACGGAUCGAAUCAUGUUUUUUUCCCGCUAGUUGGUGCUAUCGGCGUCCUGAUUUUCCCUGGCGGCUGGACACAAACAGGUAAAUACUGCUUGUCUUUUUUGCAUCCAAGCAUGACGUGUUUAUUUAAAAAAAAGUUUACUCCGUUUUUAGCGUUGCAGUUAUGACAGGCAAAAUCAGCCAGUACUUUAAAAAGCGACCUCGCGAGGAGGAAAGUCAAGAGUCCAGGUGAAACACAGCAGAGAGAAAAAAGGAACAGGCAGUUAAAAUGCUAUAAUUCAUGUUGGUGACAACGUGGAAAUUUGUGUCAGGUCUGAAAGUACUUCACAAGGGACUGGUGAUCGCGAGGGUCAGAAUGCAGGACAGGACGAGUCGGCGAGGCGAGGGUAAUUAAUUAAUUAGUUUCCAAUUAGGAGCAUAACAACGCAAAACCAACGUGUACGUGGUUUUUUUAUUCCUCUUUCCAGAUCUUCUCAAAAACACAGAGCCAGUGGCUUUGACAAACAGUGGCUCAAUCAAUGUACCUGGUUCAGGCAUACUGAGGAAUGCAUGCACUGCUAUUUAUGCCAAAAGCACUGUGCCCCAACACAGCAGGUAAUUGCUGCCUCCUUAGUGAGACAGCCAUCAACCAACUACAGGCUGGACACAUUAGAAAGACAUGAGGUGACAGUCGUUCACAAAGCAGCAGAAGAGAAGGAGAAAUAUAUUAAAGAUGGUCGUACCUAAAAACACUCAACUAAUAAAGUUACAAAAACUAAAAUAACAUAGUUUAGAUAGUUUAAGAAAUAAUUGGUUGUCGUUUUUUAGGGAGGACACUGCAACGUAUACAUAUAUAUAAUAUAUGAUUGAAAACACUAUCACUCUUCAUGUCUGUAUCAGAAUAAAAACAAAAAUACUUAAUGCAUGAUGAAUUGUUUUGUUUAAGGUGAAGACACCUCUGUGGAACAGACUGAAGGAGAGGCACUUGGAUGUCUGUUGUAAGGUGGCCGUUGAUGGACCAGACCAGGAGGCCUUGGACUACAAGGAGUGCAUGAGGAGGUUCUACAGAAUGAAAAAGAGGAGGCUGAAAUGUACUGUCUGGUUGUGAGAUGUGUGGAUGAAGUGUACUUUCAAUUUAAAGUUGCCAGCUGAUUUGUGUAUGUAUAUAGUUUUAAUAAAUGAAUGCUUUAACAUGAUAAUGGUCACACUCUUUUUUGAACUCUUAACUUAAAGUAUGUUGCCUGUAAAAGAAAGUGAGUCAGUUGAAUUUACAAAUACAUGCACGUCAUGGUGCAUGGUCAGGAUGGUGCCACCUCUGCCUCAAUUUGAGCCAGGAAAAACCCUGCAAAAGGGCUUCAUCAGGUUUUCCUGACCAGUCCACUACACUGAUGGUUUAAAGAAGAUCACAGACACACUGAGUGAAGUUGGUUCUUUCUCUUUUUACUCUUUCUAACUACUCUUUUCUGCAUAGUAUUAAAACUUAUUUUAUAUUGUGUUUUUAUGUCAUUUAUCAUGCUAGAGUCUAUCAGUAAAUAUUGUACCUCAUCCUGCAGAUCUUCCACAACAACAUGACUGUGAGGAGGACGAGGUUGUCUCAGACCUGGAGCCCUGGAACCAGGAGAGGAACUCCAGUCCGGACCAAGAGGACCCAGAGCCUCAACAGAUCAAAGAUGAAGAGGAGGAAUUCUGCACCAGUCAGGACAGAGAGCAGCUUGAACCAAAACAGGAGACUGAACACUUGAUGUUAACUCAAACCUGUCAGGAAGGUGAGAACACUGAAGCAGAAGUAAGGAAGGAUGACCAGUUCCUUUCUCACAACUCUCAAGAGGCUGCAAACCAAGGUCCAGAGAAAGACAAGCGCACAGAGUCAGAAUCAACUUCAAAAUCAGAACAACACCCCCCCAAAAAAGUUCCCAAAAGAAGUCAGAAGACGAAACAGCCUGAGGUUCACUCUGAUCCUCAACAAGGUGAAAAGACUUUUAAGUGUGACACAAAUAGGAAAACAUUUACCAGCAAUUCAAAUACACAGACACAUGUAAGUGUUUUCACUGGUAAGAAGAAGCAUAUUUGUGAGUGGUGUGGGAAGAUAUUCAGAUACAGGCAUUUGCUGACAAAUCAUGCAAGAUCACACGCAGGUAAGGGACUGUACUCCUGUGAGAAAAGCUUCGGUUGGAAACCAGAUUUGAAAAAGCACAUGCAAAUUCACACAGGGAGAAAGCAUGCAAUCUGCAAAACAUGCAACAAAUCUUUUAUCAGUACAAGUAAACUGAGAACGCACAUGAGAACACACACAGGUGAGAGACCAUACUCCUGUAGCACUUGUGGGAAGAGCUUCGCUGUGAAUUCACAUUUAAAGACGCACAUGCUUAUUCACUCAGGAGAAAAGCUGUUCACCUGCAAAACAUGCAGUAAAUCUUUUUACAGGAAAGAUAACCUAAGCAGGCACAUGAGAACACACACAGGUGAAAAGCCGUACUCCUGUGGCACCUGUGGUAGAACCUUCGGUCGCCGUACAAAUUUAAAAACACACAUGCUAAUUCACUCAAGAGAAAAUCUGAUCACCUGUAAAACAUGCAACAAAUCUUUUGUCAGUACAAGUACCCUGAGAACGCACAUGAGAACACACACAGGUGAAAAACCAUACUCCUGUAGCACAUGUGGGAAGAGGUUCUGUUGGAAUUCAAAUUUAAAAACGCACAUGCUUAUUCACUCAGGAGAAAAGCUGUUCACCUGCAAAACAUGCAGCAAAUCUUUUAGCAAUAAGGAUAAACUGAGAACGCACAUGAGAACACACACAGGUGAGAGACCAUACUCCUGUGGCACGUGUGGGAAGAGCUUUGGUCGGACUUCAACUUUAAAAACACACAUGCUCAUUCACUCAAGAGAAAAUCUGACCACCUGCAAAACAUGCAACAAAUCUUUUAUUAAUAAGGAUUACCUGAGAAUGCACAUGAGAACACACACAGGUGAGAGACCAUACUCCUGUGGCACGUGUGGGAAGAGCUUUGGUCGGACUUCAACUUUAAAAAUACACAUGCUCAUUCACUCAGGAGAAAAGCUCUUCACCUGCAAAACAUGCAGCAAAUCGUUCUACAGUUCAGAUAAACUGAGAUUGCACAUGAGAACACACACAGGUGAGAAACCAUACUCCUGUAGUACCUGUGGGAAAAGCUUCAGUGGGAAUUCAAAUUUAAAAGCGCACAUGCUUGUUCAUUUAACAGGAAAGCUGUUCACUUGAAAAGCAUGCAGAAAAGAGAUGCUUCUUUAACGGAAUCCAACCUAACCCACCUGUAAGAUAUAUUUUACUGUGACUUUUCCUAACUGAAAUACUUGUUCUUUUGAAUGUCCUGUUUCCUUCCUCUGGAUGAACAAUUUUGUUUUUUCUUUUACUUCUGAGCUUCUUUGGUUGGCUGUUUUUUUCCCAGAAUAUUUGUAUCUGUUUAUUUGUUGUAAUAACUUGUUUAUAUUACAAUCUACAACAAAUUUGAUUUAGUUGACUGUAGCUGUAAUGCUGAUAAAUGUCAGUGAUGAGAAUAUGGUGACCAAUAAACUUGGACUGUUAAAACAAAA
Messenger RNA from Xyrichtys novacula (pearly razorfish), 47316 nucleotides. The record is from the annotation of a GenBank genome assembly. Lineage: Eukaryota; Metazoa; Chordata; Actinopteri; Labriformes; Labridae.